AUGGCGUCGAAAGCUGAUUACGAUAACGGGGAGAAAUCUCAAACCCCAAUUGCCAUCUGCGGCGUUGGUAUUCGGCUCCCUGGAGGCAUUCAUAAUGCUAGUCAAUUGUGGGGGUCCAUCACCAACAAUCGUGACUCUCAGAGUCCACCGCGACUGGGUGGCAUUGAUCAAAAAGAUGCGGAUAUUGUUGAUGCCUCGCUUUUCUCCAUGACCGACGAAGAGGCCAAGGGCUGUGAUCCACAGCAAUUGAAGCUUCUGGAAGUUAUUCGCGAGUGCCUUGAGGAUGCGUGCGAGAUCAAUUACCGGAGCGAAGAUGCUUGUGUUGGCUGCUACAUUGGCGUGUCUGGAGAGGACGAUGUAUCAAUGGUAUUGUCGAAAAAUGGAAUGAAGGGGGCAAGCUUUGUGGUUAAGUCGUCACUGUCAUCAUCUCUUGUGGCUUUACACAAGGCUUACUGCGCUGUGCAGUCUGGCGAUGCUAGAUCUGCAGUAGUCGCAGGCUCCAACGUGAUGCUGGGCUCCGAAAAUGAAGCAGAAAUGGACGAGGCAGUGUCAGCUGUAUAUAUCAAGACGUUGCCUGAUGCCAUCCGUGAUGGUAACCCAAUUCGUGCUGUCAUUCGAGAGUCCAGUGUAGGGAACGUUACGCGUGGCCAAGAUUCUGGAUCCGAUGCGCCUGACGAGGGUGCAUCUAGUCUUGCAAGCUUGAUCAAGAGAGUGGUAAUUCUGGAGGAGAACCAGAGCAUUCCUCCAAAUGUUUCUUCUGAGAGAAUCAGCAUCAAUGCUUCUGACGCUGAGGGAUACAGCGCUCAAUUUUUUAUUAACUCCUAUGUUCAACCUACUUCACCUAUAUCUGAAACUCGACCUGAACUUGUUCUUUUUUCGGCACAUAGCGCACCGUCUUUGACCAAACAAAUCGAGGAGCACCGUUUGUAUGCUCAGGCUCACCCGAAUGCUGCAGCGGACAUUGCUUACACUCGUGCCCUGCGGCGCGAGGCUCUGGAAUACAAAGCCUUCACCAUUCUCUCGAAUUCAUCCUUCACCAAUACCUCAACCUAUGUCAAGUCUUCUACCCAAACUCCCGCCAUAACCAUGAUUUUCAACGGUCAGGGUGCCCAAUGGGCGGGGAUGGGCAAGGAUCUCAUCCAGGCUGACCCAGAAGUCAGAGACGAUAUUGAGAAGAUGGAUGCUGUUUUGAAGGGAUUGAAGGUACCAUCUACCUGGUCGAUUAAAGAUGAGCUCCUUCGUGAUGCUGCCGAUCCAGAGAACCGGAUCAACUCAUCGCAACUCUCAUACCCUCUGAGCGCGGCACUACAAAUCGCCAUAGUUAACCGCUUUGAACGUCUUGGUGUUACGCCCAAGGUAGUCGUUGGUCACUCUAGUGGUGAAAUCGCUGCGGCUUAUGCUGCGGGCUUCCUUUCUUUGGAAGCUGCUAUCACCAUUGCUUACUACUAUGGCUAUGUCACCACCAAGAACCAGAAGGAUGGUGGCAUGGGUGUGGUCAGCUUGGGCGUGGAAGAAAUCAAGGAGUUUCUGGAACAGAGUGUGGUGAUUGCUUGCGAAAACUCUCCUUCAAGUACCACUAUUUCUGGCGACCGUGAAGCAGUUGAGCGCGUGUUGAAGUCUGUCAAAGCAGCUAAGCCUGAUGUAACUGCUCGUGCUUUGCGCAUUGAUGCUGCCUACCACUCUCCUCAUAUGGAUUUGCUUGCAGAAGAUCUGCUUGGCCUUUUGAAAGCUGAAAACAUCGCUUCAUUAGAGGCUAAGAGGAACAAGGCUGUCUUUGUGUCUAGUGUCAGUGAGAAGGUCCUUGAAGAGCAGAGUGAUUUCGGUGCCGCGUACUGGAUCUCCAACUUGGUGUCCCAAGUUCGAUUCAGCACUGCCAUCUCUACCGUCCUCAAUCUAUGUGCUGAGGAACCUCUCUUUUUAGAAAUUGGCCCGCACUCUGCCCUAUCUGUUCCUCUGUCACAGAUUUGUGCGGCUACAGAUGUCCCAUUCAACUAUGUUUCGUCCCAAACACGCGGCGCAGACGGUGCAGUAAGCUUCCUUUCUGCUGUUGGACGGCUAUGGCAAGAAUCAGCUAUUCUCGAGUUGGCUCCAUUAUUCCCCCAUGGUAAGGCAAUUUCCGGAUUGCCUCCGUAUCCUUGGAGCCAUGGCAGUCCUGAUGAGGGCUCUGAUGGCGCUAAUUUAUCUGCUCGUGAGAAACGGUCGCGCGUUAUUGCAGACUCUAGUUAUUUGGAGACUGAGCUUGCGGAUGACGAGAUUCCUACGACUGAGCCGGAAAUCGUCCUUCGAGCCAUCUGGGUUGAUAUCCUCCAAAACGUCGUCAAAGUACGAAUACAAGAUAUCGGCAAGAAACAUAGCUUUUUCCUGCUUGGUGGCGACUCCUUGACAACUAUUGAGCUUGUUACCACCGCUUACCAACAUGGUAUUCUUCUGAGCCCGGCUGAUAUUUCUGAUAAUGCCGAACUUGCUCAAAUGGCAGCUGUGGCAACCAUCGAGGAGGAUGGCGCAAUGAUGACUGAAGUAGAGCCUUUGAGCUUGAUUACUGAAGAGAAUGUUGAUGAUAUCAAAGAUCAGAUUCGCAAAGAGUGCAAGCUUACUACAAUUGAGAUAAUCGAGGAUGUCUAUCCGUGUACAACUCUCCAAGAAGGCUUCAUGGCUUUAGGUAUGAAGCACCCAGGUUCUUAUAUUCACAGAGUUGUCUAUAAGCUCAUGCCUGAUAUCGACGUCGAUCGAUUUAUGGCUUCUUGGGAGGGCACCAUUAAGCAAUGUGGUAGCUUGCGUUCACGAGUAGUUGUUCUUGGUGGUCGAGCCCUCCAAGCUGUGAUGACUGAGGAUACUGCUUGGGAAUAUCUCCCAUCUGGUUUGGAUAUCCACACUUUCCUCAACCAAACGCGAGAUAUUAGUAUGAGCUAUGGUGAGCGUUUGAGUCGGCAUGCUCUGGUUCGAGAUAGCAAUGGUAGCGUCUAUUUCGUGUGGCUGAUUCACCACGCGGUAUUUGAUGGUCUUACUAUGCGAAUCGUUCUUGAUGCUCUCUAUCACGCUUACCAUGGCAAUGAGACUAAGGCUCUGCGGCCGUAUUCCAGCUUCAUUCGUUAUGUUGAAUCGCUUGAUUCUACUGCCUCUGGCGAAUACUGGCAAAAGGAGCUUGAUGGUGCUCAGCGAGCUCAUUUCCCUCUUGCCAGACUUUCUGCUACUUCCGAAGACAAGGUCACGAAGAAGACUAUACCUUUCCGCAACACGAUGAACUCUUCUAUAACCACCGCGACAAUUCUUCGUGCAGCAUGGGCUAUUCUCCUCGCCCGCUACUGCGACUCUGAUGAUGUGUGUUUUGGUACUACAUUGUCAGGCCGUCAGGCAGCGGUUCCUGGAUUGAAUGAGAUCCCUGGACCCAUGAUUGCCACUGUUCCGAUUCGCAUCAAAAUUGACCGCGAUAUGAGUAUAGCCUCUUUUCUUAAGAAAGUUCAGGCUCAGGCUGCAGAAAUGGUUGCUCACGAACAGUAUGGUCUUCAGAACAUCUCAAAACUAGGCCAGGAUGCUCAGGAAGCUUGCGACUUCUCCAACCUGAUCGUCAUUCAGCCAAAUAAUCACCUUACAUCCGUCGCUGAUACUGCCUCUGAUGCCAUUCUGCAACAGGGACCUGUUGAGAAAGCUCUCUCAGAAGAGGCUAUGCGUAAUUACUUUAACUAUCCCCUCGUUUUGCAGCCUCGUAUUGGCGAGGAUAGCAUUGAGCUAGAUUGGACCUAUUACGCCGAUGCAAUCACUGAGGCUCAGCUUGAGGCCUUAUGCUUCCACUAUGAGCACAUUAUCCAGCAAUUGCUGGCAGCCACUGAGAUGCCCCUAAGUGCUCUAUCGGUCUCUGGUUCGUGGGAUUUAGAACAAUCUCUCAAAGCUAACAUGGAGACACCUGAGAUUGUCGACUUGUGUCUUCAUCAACUCAUUGAGAGACAAGCAAAAGAUCGCCCAAACACCACUGCCAUUAGCGCCUGGGACUUGGAGCUGACAUACUUGCAACUUGACUGUGCUGCUAACCGGCUCGCCCACUAUCUUGUCAAGUCUUGUGGGGUCAAGGAUCAGGAUCUCGUGCACGUCUGCUUUGAGAAAUCAGCCUGGUUUUUCGUGUCCAUUAUUGCUGUAAAUAAAGCAGGGGCUACAUGGGUUCCUCUUGAUCCCUCGCACCCGCUUCAGAGGCAGCAACAGGUUGUCUCGCAGACGAAGGCGACUCUGGCCUUGGCUUCUACCAGCAACGUGGAUAUGUGCUCUAAGUUAGUUGCUAAUGUCGUUGAGGUGUCACAUGCCUUGGAUGAGAGGCUGGCUAAGACGGAGGCGAGCUCGUAUGGACCGAUCAGUAAUGUGUCUCCGGGCAAUGCAGCUUAUGUUCUGUUUACUUCCGGAAGUACUGGAACGCCAAAAGGUCUGGUCAUGCAACAUAGAGCUGUCUGCACUUCGCAGACUGCCAUCGCUAAGCGUCUUGGGAUGACAUAUAACGUCAGAAUGCUUCAGUUUGCUUCUUUCGUUUUUGAUCUCUCUAUUGGUGAGAUCGUGGGUCCCUGGGUUGCUGGUGGUUGCCUAUGUGUUCCAUCUGAGGAAACAAGGAUGAAUACGGGUAGCUUGGUUGACUUUAUUAACACGAUGAAAAUCACCUGGGCAUAUCUCACCCCCUCCUUUACACGGACCUUGAAACCCGAUGACAUUCCUGAUUUGGAACUGCUCUUGUUUGCUGGUGAGGCUGUUGGACGAGACGUGUUUGAAGCUUGGUUUGGAAAGGUGCGGCUAAUCAAUGGUUGGGGUCCUGCUGAGACUUGUGUGUUCUCAACCCUCCAUGAGUGGAAGAGUAUCGACGAAUCUCCAUUAACAGUUGGUCGACCAGUUGGUGGUCACUGCUGGAUUGUUGAUCCGCAAGACCCGCAGCGAUUGGCUCCUGUCGGAACUCUUGGUGAAGUUGUUAUUCAGGGACCGACUAUCCUUCGAGAGUAUCUGGCUGAUUCUACUAAAACCGAGGCCGCAAUAGUCUGGAACCUCCCUGAGUGGGUACCAACUCGCACUACCAAUCACUGGGAUCGAUUUUACAAGUCUGGCGAUCUGUGUCGAUAUAACGCGGAUGGUACUAUCGAAUUUGGAUCUCGCAAGGAUAAUCAGGUGAAAAUUCGAGGCCUCCGUGUUGAGCUUGGGGAGAUCGAGCAUUACUUCCGUGAGUCCUUGGAGGGCGUUAAGCAGGUGGCUGUUGAUGUGGUAAAUGGAGAUGGUGGCGCGAUUAUUGUGUCCUAUUUCUGUUUCACAGAUGAAACUCGCACUGCUGGCAAGAACUCCGAGACGAACGUGAAGGACGUAUUGGCCCCCAUGACAUCUGAGCUUCAAAGCCAACUCACUGCCUUAGUUGGUCAGCUCAGUGUGACGCUUCCUCGGUACAUGAUCCCGACACUAUUUAUCCCUUGCCAGUAUAUGCCUUUUAUCACCUCCACAAAGUUGGAUAUGAAGCUUUUGCGACUUGCGUUUUCCAAGCUUAGCAAGGAAGACGUUGCAAGAUACUCUCUUGUGGAUAGUAAGAAGCGCAAGCCGGAAACCAACAUGGAGACUCGUAUCCAAGCGAUCUGGGCCGACCUGCUCAAACUAUCGAUCGACUCUAUUGGUCGAGACGAUAACUUUUUGAGAAUGGGUGGUGAUUCUAUUGCUGCUAUUUACUUUGUUUCAGCUGCCCGAGAUGCUGGAAUUUCCAUUGCUGUCAAGGACGUCUUUGAUGACCCUCGUCUCUUCCAGGUAGCUUCUAAAGCUACUAUUCGUGGCAGCACGGGUCAAUCCGUUCACGUCAACCCUUUUAGCCUCCUCCCAGACAAUCUUAGCAAACUUAUGCAGAGUGAUGCUAUUCGAACCAAGUAUCGCCUUGGGAAAGACCAAAUUGUUGAGGAUGCUUAUCCUUGCACGCCACUUCAAGAAGGUCUUAUGGCUCUCACUGCAAAACAACCGGGCUCUUACAUAUCGCAGUGGUACCACCGAGUCCCCAAGCACAUCGAUAUUGCUAAAUUCAAGGCUGCUUGGAAAACAGCUGUGGAGCACAACGCCACACUAAGAACCAGAAUUAUGCUUGAAGACGGCUGCGCAGUUCAGGCUGUCAUCACAAAGGAUGACGACUGGGAGAAUACCAGUGGUCAUAACCUUGAGUCCUACAAACGCUUGAUUCCUCAAUUUGAUAUAGGAUAUGGAACUCGCUUAACCCGAUUUGCUAUUGUAGAGGACAAGCAUGACAUCUACUUUGUCUGGGUCAUUCACCAUGCUAUCAAUGACGGCUGGAGCAUGCGCAUCGUCUUGGACAGCAUUUACAACACCUACUACGGCCGAGAGGUUUCCCCUAUAUCCCCUUAUUCUAACUUCAUCGACUAUGUUAGCAAGAUGGAUAGCGAGGCGGCCGUCAGCUUCUGGCGAUCCAACCUUUCUGGUGCUCAACGACCUAGCUACCCUGCCGCUGGAAAACGCCUUGCUGCCGAUAAGACUGGUGGCGCGGUUCGUGUUGUUGACCGUCUGGUAUCCUUUUCUAAUCAAAAAGAUGCUUCAAUUACUAUGGCUACUAUUAUUCGAGCUGCCUGGGCAAUCGUACUCGGUCGUCAUUCCGAUGCUCGUGAUGUAUGCUAUGGCGCCACUGUUUCUGGUCGUCAGGCUGCAAUGGAUGGUCUUCUCUCAACUCCUGGUGCCGUCAUUGCCACCAUACCAAUUCGAGUUCGCCUGGAGGCUGCAAAGCCUGUGAGUCAAAUGCUACAAGAUCUUCAAGUCCACGCGCUGGAUAUGGUUCCAUAUGAACAGUAUGGUCUGCACAAUAUCUCCAAGCUUAGCCCUGAAGCUCGAGAGGCUUGUGACUUCACAUCUCUACUAGUUAUUCAGCCUAAAGAGCAAGAAAGUACCAUAUUUAAUAGCAAGGAUGGUCUGCUGCAGGCAGAGGCCGAAGAAGACCAUCUGAUGAUUGAGUCCAUGAACAACUACUUCAACUACCCGUUGGUUAUGCUCAGUUACAUGGCUGAGGAAAAUGUGAACCAGAGAUUUUUGUAUAACCCAGAAAUCUUGUCUGAAGCUGAAGUUGAAGCUGUGUCUUAUCAAUUCGAACAUGUGGUACAGCAGCUUUUGAACCCUGGCAAGAAACUCAUCGGUGAUAUCUCUGUUGCCGGUCCUUGGGAUCUUGAGCAGAGCCUACAAGCAAAUAACGACAUUCCUGAGAUUAUUGAUGCUUGCUUUCAAGAAUUAGUCGACAAACAGGCUAUUGAACGGCCGAAUUCCCUUGCUGUUGUAGGCUGGGACCGAACCUUUACCUAUAUUGAACUUGUUGAAGCGGUCAACAAAUUGUCGAACUACCUCGCCACGAAUUUUACUUUUAAAGCUGAUGAGUUAAUACCUGUUUGUUUUGAGAAAUCGUCCUGGUAUAUCGUCUCGAUCCUCGCAAUCAACAAAAUUGGGGCCGGUUGGGUUCCUCUCGACCCAUCUCAUCCCGAGCAACGUUUACGCCAGAUUGUUGGUCAGACUCGAGCAAAAAUAAUACUGUGCUCUCCAUCCAACGCCCAUAUUUGCACCUCAUUUGGCCUGUCUGUCAUUGAGAUUAGCCCUUUCUUCUACCAGAAGCUUACUGAGAGCGGUGUGACAGGCACCACGGGGCCUGCCAUCAAAGUGACACCUCGAAAUAUUUGCUACGUCCUAUUUACCUCGGGAUCUACAGGUACCCCUAAGGGAUUUGUGAUGGAGCAUGGUGCAGUAUGCACAUCGCAGUCUGCUAUAAGUCGAAGACUUGGAAUGACUGCCGAUGUUCGCAUGCUACAAUUUGCAGCCUUUGUUUUUGACCUUUCGGUGGGUGAAAUCGUGGCGACAUUGAUCUCGGGCGGCUCCGUAUACAUUCCGGACGAAAACACACGAUUAAAUGAUAUAUCAAAUUUCAUCCAGAAGCACAAAAUAAACUCGACAAUCCUUACACCAUCGUUCGCUCGUACUCUAAAGCCAGAAGACGUUCCCUCCUUAGAGCUCAUGGUUUUGGCAGGCGAGGCUGUCGGUAGGGAUGUCUGUGACAGCUGGUACGGAAAGCUUAGAUUCAUUUGCGGCUGGGGUCCUGCAGAGACCUGCGUUUUAUCGUCACUUCAUGAGUGGCAGUCUAUUGACGAGAGUCCCCGUACUAUUGGCCGGCCUGUUGGCUGCUUUUGCUGGGUUGUAGACCCAGAAAAUCCGAAGAGAUUAGCUCCUACGGGUACCGUCGGUGAGAUAUUUAUCCAAGGACCAACUCUGUUGCGGGAAUACCUUGCAGACCCUGAGAAGACCAGAUCGUCGAUGGUAUAUGAUCUACCAGCUUGGGUUCCACGUCGCGAGUCCCAGUACUGGAGCAGGUUUUACAAAUCUGGCGAUUUAGGUUAUUACAAUCCAGACGGUACACUCGAAUUUUCAACUCGCAAAGAUACACAGAUUAAGAUUCGCGGCCUCCGUGUUGAAUUAGGCGAAAUUGAAUACUAUCUGCAGCAAGCUAUUGAUGAAAUUCGUCAAGUCGCAGUCGACGUACUUAGCGGUGACAAUGGGUCUAAUCUGGUUGCUUACUUCUGCUUUAAUGAAGACACCAAGACAGCUGAUGCUCGUUUUCAAGCUGAUGACAAGGGCCCGUUCAUGUCGAUUGAUGAAGACCUUCAGACUCGCCUCAUUGCCGCAUCUGGUGAACUAAAAGUUGUUCUCCCGUCUUACAUGGUCCCAGCCUUUUUCAUUCCCUGCAGUUACAUGCCAUCCAGCACCUCCGCCAAGCUUGAUCGCAAGACGCUGAAGAGAUAUGCCGAUCUAUUAUCCGUCGAUGAAUUAUCGGAAUACUCCCUUAGUAGUGGCAAAAAGAGGACACCCGAUACUCCGAUGGAAAGUCAGUUGCAACAAAUUUGGGCUGAAAUCCUCAAUAUUCCUAUGGAAUCAAUUGGACGCGAUGAUAGCUUCCUUAGUCUCGGCGGUGAUUCUGUUACUGCUAUUCACUUAGUCAAUGCUAUGCGACAAGAGGGUAUACUGUUGACUGUGAAGGACAUCUUUGAUGACCCCCGCUUGCUGUCUGUAGCUAGCAAGGUUACAGAGAUGAAUGAAAAGGCCGAGAUUCAGGAGGAUAUUGGGCAAUUCAGUCUUUUAGAUGAAGAUAUUCAAGGCCUUGUUAUCUCCGAUGACCUUCGGAAAGAACUCAAACUUUCUGAAACGCAAGAAAUCGAAGACGCUUACCCUUGCAGUAAACUUCAAGAAGGUCUCAUGGCUUUAUCUGUGAAACAGCCUGGAUCAUACGUCGCCAAGUACACUUAUCGUCUUCCAGACCAUGUCGAUCUCCAGGAGUUCAAACAAGCGUGGGAAUUCACUUCAUCUGCUAUCGAAGCUCUCCGCACUCGUUUUGUGAUGAUUAACGGCUCUUGCGUCCAAGUUGUGAUCAACGAAGAGCUUCCCUGGGAGACUGCCAAGGUUGAUGACAUUGGCACGGCUAUCGUAUCCGCUCAGUCGUUCCGAAUGACCUAUGGUACGCCUCUGUCUCGUUACAUGAUGUUUGAAGACCAAAAUGGAAGCAAUUAUUUCAUGUGGGCUAUACAUCAUUCGGUUCACGACGGUUGGUCACUGAGGAUUAUUCUGGAGACCUUACGAAGAGAGUAUGAGGGUAGAAGUUCGCCGGCUAUCGUGCCGUAUAACGGCUUCAUCAAUUAUACCCUUAACCUGGACGCUGACGCGGCCGCCGAUUACUGGCAAGGCCAGCUUGAGAACGCAAAACGGGCCAGUUUCCCAGCUGCUGGUGUUACUUCUGGCGAGUCGAAACAUAAAACACGCAUGAUGACAAAGUCCAUUCCCUUUCCCACCUCUACAAAUCCGGCCAUCACCAAGGCGACGGUUUUCCGGGCGGCUUGGGCAUUAAUUCUUGCUCGCUAUUGUGAUACCGACGACGUGACCUUCGGUUCUACUAUAUCUGGGAGACAGGCUGCGGUUCCCGGCCUGACCGAAAUGGCUGGUCCAGCUGUUGCUACCGUUCCCGUCCGUGUCCGUCUCAAUUACGAACAGCGUGUGUCUAAAUUCCUUCAGGAUGUUCAAAGCCAAGCUUCUGAGAUGAUUCCUUUCGAACAGUAUGGCUUGCAGAAUAUCUCAAAAUUGGGAACUGGUGCUAAAGAUGCUUGCGAUUUCACCUCCUUGAUGCUAGUUCAGCCAAUGCAGCAUCUGAUUGGGGAGGAUAUCGACACCAUUUUAGAGCCUGUUUUGGAGCAAGAUGACCAAGAAGAUCAGGUGCAGAACUACUUCUCGUAUCCUCUUGUCUUACAGGGGCAUGUUUAUGACGAUAAGGUUAAGCUUGUCUUGAUCUACGAUUCAUUCGUGCUUCCUGAAUCACAGCUCCUAGCAUUGUCUCAUCAAUUUAACGGUGUUGUGCAGCAGCUUUUGAGCGCUGAGGAUUUCAAGCUGGGUGAUAUAUCUGUGGCUAGCUCUUGGGACCUUGAUCUCGCUGAGGCUUCCAACGGCCAUGGUCCUGAAAUCGUUGAUGACUGUGCUCAUCUCAUGAUCGAGCGACAGACUGAACUGACUCCUCAAGCCCACGCUGUUCACGCAUGGGAUGGUACUCUCACUUAUAGUGAGCUUGACCGUGCUGCUAAUAGGCUUGCCAAUCUAUUAGUCGAUAGUCACGGCGUCAAAGUCGGUGAUAUCAUCCACGUGUGUUUCGAGAAGUCUCUUUGGUACGUGGUUUCAGUGCUCGCAAUCAAUAAAGCCGGUGCCGCGUGGGUACCAAUGGAUCCGGCACAUCCAUUUCAUCGCCUCCAACAAGUCGCUAGCCAAACUGGUGCCAAGAUCGCACUCACGUCUUCUAUUCACAGACCUCUAUGCUCCAAGCUGCUAGACACCGUUAUUGAAGUGUCUUCGAACUUGGAUGAACAACUGAACAACGAUACAGAUAUCAAAGAUGUUAAGCCUUCUGUUGCAGUUGCAUCUAAUGAUGUCGCCUAUUUGCUCUUUACAUCUGGCAGUACCGGCGUACCUAAAGGUAUUAUUAUGGAACACGGUUCCCUCUGUACUAGCCAGCGUGACAUUGCAAAGAGGCUCGGUCUUAAAAGGAGUGUCAGGAUGCUUCAAUUCUCGUCCUUCGUUUUUGACGUUUCUGUGGGAGAAAUUAUGCUCUCUCUUAUGCACGGUGGAUGUGUUUGCAUUCCAUCCGACCAUGAUCGUCUAAAUAACCUAGCCAAGUUCAUAAGGGAUACCGAAGUUUCUUGGGCAUUCUUAACACCAUCCUUUGCUCGUACACUCCACCCUACGGACGUACCAAGUCUUGAACUCAUUGUCCUUGCUGGAGAGCCCGUUAGUCAGGAUGUAUUCGACCUCUGGUUUGGUAAAACUAGGCUUGUCAACGGCUGGGGCCCAGCUGAAACAUGUGUCUUAAGCGCUAUUCACGAAUGGAAAUCUGCUGAUGAAUCACCGCUGACAAUUGGGCGCUCUGUUGGUAGCUUUGCCUGGAUUGUGGACGCAGAGAAUCCUCGACGCCUAGCUCCGGUUGGAUGUAUCGGAGAAAUUGUCAUGCAAGGACCUACGCUUCUUCGUGAAUACCUGGCUGAUCCAGCUAAGACUCUUUCAUCAACGCUGACUUCGUUACCUAACUGGGCACCUCGCUCAAAUGAUAGGAACUGGAGUCGUUUCUAUAAAACCGGGGACUUGGGCAUCUAUAACCCUGAUGGAACCAUCCAUUAUUCUGGUCGCAAGGACACCCAAGUCAAGAUUCGCGGCCUCCGAGUCGAACUUGGGGAAAUUGAGCAUCAUAUUCGAAACUCGCUUGAAGUAAUUCAACAGAUUGCUGUUGACGUGCUCCGGACAGAGGCUGGUGCCAAUCUUGUUUCUUACAUCUGCUUUAGCAAUGAGACGAAAACACCCGGACCAGACACCGACCCUGAAGGGACUGAUAUAUUCCUUCCCAUGACCGAAAGCAUCCAAAACGAAUUGAACAUCGUCCUUAACAAACUAAAUGUUUUGCUUCCCCGCUAUAUGAUACCAACCUACUUUAUUCCUUGUGGCUACAUGCCUCUUAUCUCAUCUGGGAAAUUAGACAGACUGAUGCUCCGCAAGAGUACGGCUGCGCUGACUCAAGAAGAAUUAGAAGCUUAUUCGUUGACUGAUGCCAACAAGCGCGCUCCUGACACAGCCAUGGAAAUCCGCUUGCAACAUUUGUGGGCUGAGAUUCUUAACAUUCCUGCUCAAACUAUUGGCAAAGAUGAUAGCUUUCUUCGUAUUGGUGGUGACUCGAUUGCCGCUAUCCGCCUGGUCUCUAUGGCUCGUGAGCUUGGCAUUACUCUCACUGUGGAUGCCAUAUUUGAAGACCCCCGAUUGUCUUCUAUAGCCUCUACAGCUAGCGCGGCCGACCAGCAUGAAGAUAUUUUGCAUCCUAUCUCUGCUUUCUCCCUCCUUGACGACGGUAUUCGGGACUUGGUCCAAUCUCCCAGCGUCUAUGAAAACCAUGGUCUCAAUACAACCAAGAUAAUUGAGGAUGCGUAUCCUACGACAAAGCUGCAAGAAGGGUUCAUGGCUUUAUCUGCUAAGCAGCCUGGCUCGUAUAUCGCAAAAUUCCUGUAUCGCCUCCCCAGUCAUGUUGACGUCUCCCGUUUCAAAGAGGCUUGGAGGCGCACGGUGGAUGCCUGCACCAAUCUUCGUACCCGAAUAAUCCUUACUGGGGACACCAGCACGCAGAUAAUCCUUCAUGAUGACUUUGAGUGGGAUUCCCUUGAAUCUCAAGGCCUUCACUCAUAUCUCCAGCUGCAUCAGGGCAUGGAAAUGAGCUACGGUUCCCGGCUCUGCCGUUAUGCUCUUGCGGCGCACACAGAUGGCAACAUGUAUUUCAUGUGGAGCAUUCAUCAUGCUGUUUUUGACGGCUUGUCUGCCCAAAAGGUCUUGAGAAUUCUUGAGAAGGCAUACGAGGGUAUCGAGUCUCUUGAGGUACCAACAUAUGCCCGUUUCAUCAAGUAUACUCUUGGUCUUGAUACAGACGCCGCCGCGUCAUAUUGGAGAGAGCAAUUGCAGGGUUCUCGCAAGGCCACUUUCCCGGCCUCCAAUGGAGCCUUUAAUAAGGCUAGCAUUACUCGAACUCUUGAAAGAUCGAUUAAGCUUCCUACUGUGAAUUUGUCUGGAAUCACUGUCGCUACUAUUGUGCGAUCCGCUUGGGCCAUAGUCAUCGCUCGGUAUAGUGAUACUGACGAUGUCACUUUUGGUACAUCUAUCUCUGGUCGUCAGGCCCCGGUACCUGAACUGAUGGAUAUGGUCGGUCCGGCUGUUACGACUGUCCCUAUAAGGGUUCGGGUAGACCGAACACAGCCAGCGUCUGGUUUCCUCCAAGCUGUUCAAAAGCAAGCAUUAGAAAUGGUUCCUUUCGAGCAAUUCGGUCUGCAAAAUAUCGCCAGAGUCUGUGAAGACGCGGUAGACGCGUGUGACUUCACAUCAUUAUUGGUAAUCCAACCAAUGCAGCACAUCUCAGACUCUAACAGCAGCAAAUCUAUCCUAGUACGCGCAGAUGGAGAACUCAAGGAGAAGGCAGAGUCCAUACAAAACUACUUCUCCUACCCGCUGAUUGCUCAAGCUCAUCUAUAUGAAGAUCACAUUAAUCUUGUUUCCAUAUACGACUCAAAUACCCUCGCUGAGAAGCAGCUUGAGACUCUUUCUCAACAGUUCGGUCACGUUAUAUGUCAGCUUGCAGCUGCUACUAGCGAGAAUACUCUUGACGAAACUCCCGAAAUCGUUAAUGCAUGCGUACAUGAGCUUAUUGAACGCCAGGCCGAGUGUCGGCCCGAUGCUGUCGCCAUAUCUGCGUGGGAUGCUGAGUUUACAUAUAACCAGCUUAAUUGUGCUGCUAACAGACUGGCUAAUUAUAUUAUUAAAUCUUAUGGAAUUCAGCCAGAUGAUAUUAUUCACGUGUGCUUUGAGAAGUCGAUUUGGCAUUUUGUUGCUAUUCUAGCCAUCAACAAGGCAGGAGCAGCAUGGGCGCCCCUUGAUCCAUCCCAUCCAGAACAACGCCUCCGUCAGAUAGUUGAUCAAACCAGAGCUAGCCUAAUUAUGACUUCUCCAAGCAACUCUGAUCUUUGCUCAGCUUUAGUUAAGAACGUGCUUUUAGUUACGCCAAACUUAGACCGGAAGCUGGCCAAGACGACUGAUUCCGAAGCUCCGAAUGUUGUUGCAAAGCCCGACAACGCUGCAUAUAUUUUGUUCACAUCUGGUUCCACUGGCACACCUAAAGGCUUCGUUAUGGACCACAAGUCUGUGUGUACUUCACAGACCGCUAUAACUAAAAGAUUAGGCCAUACCUCUAACGUCCGAAUGCUCCAAUUUGCGUCAUAUGUGUUCGACAUGUCAAUUGGUGAAAUUAUUUCCACAUUGAUUAGCGGCGGUUGCAUUUUUGUGCCAUCGGAAGAUAUUCGAAUGAACAAUAUCACGCAAUAUAUGCGGGAUAACCGAAUAAAUUGGGCGUUCCUUACACCUUCAUUCCUCCGCACCCUGGCGCCUAAGGAUAUUCCGGAUUUAGAAGUACUUCUGCUUGCCGGUGAAGCUGUUCCUAGAGAAAUCUUAAAUACUUGGUUCGGCAAAGUACGCCUUAUCAAUGGCUGGGGACCAGCUGAGACGUGUGUUUUCAGUACCUUGCAUGAAUGGAAGUCAGUAGACGAGAGUCCUUUGACUAUAGGCAGACCCGUUGGCGGAUUCUGCUGGAUUGUGGACCCUGAAAACCCUCAUAAGCUAGCACCUGUCGGCACAUUAGGUGAAGUUGUUAUCCAAGGUCCGACUCUGCUUCGCGAAUAUUUGGCCGAUCCGGAACGUACUGCAGCUUCUUGUAUUAAGGCACCUAAGUGGACGCCUCAGCCCGAUUCUCAGCAUUGGGGUCGCUUUUACAAAUCUGGUGAUCUAUGCUCGUAUAAUGCUGAUGGAACCCUCGAAUUCUCUUCCAGAAAGGAUACCCAAAUCAAGAUUCGAGGCCUUCGUGUCGAGCUGGGCGAAGUGGAAUACCACAUCCAAGCCGCAUUACAAGACGUUCGCCAGAUUGCCGUCGACGUGUAUAAUGACGAGCGUGGUACCAAUCUCGUGGCUUAUAUCUGCUUCACUGAUGAGAUUCGUGUUGCUGGUAUUAACCGCGACACUAACAGCCCAUUCUUCUCAAUUGAUCAAAAACUUCGGAAUCGACUGAAUGCUCUGGUCGGUGAGCUUGGGGUGACACUACCACGAUAUAUGAUUCCAACUCUUUACAUCCCGUGCAGCUUCAUGCCGUCAAUUACUUCUACUAAAUUAGACCGCAAUGAAUUACGCCGCCAUACACUCCUCCUUACGCGCGAACAACUGUCAGAAUACUCUCUACGAAGUGGAAGUAAGAGAGCCCCGGAAACUGAUAUGGAACGCAAGCUUCAGCAGAUCUGGUCUACUGCCCUUGGUAUCUCGCCGGAUUCAAUUAGUCGUGACGACAGUUUCCUCGGUCUUGGCGGUGACUCGAUAAAAGUAAUUCAGCUUGUUAGCGCUUGUCGAGAUAAAGGCAUUUCUGUAUCAGUCAAGGAUAUCUUCAACGACCCUCGUCUUAUUUCGGUAGCAAGAAUUGCCAGCUUACUAAGUUCUGUUGACGAUGUCACCAUUGAGCCAUUCGGCUUAAUAGAUGACGAGCAGAGACGCUUUUCUAUUGCUGAAAGCGCGAGAGACGAAUGUAACCUAGGACCUGAAGCGAUUAUUGAAGAUGCUUAUCCUUGUACAAAAUUCCAAGAAGGUCUCAUGGCUUUAUCUGUCAAAUCUCCCGGCUCUCAUGUCGCCAAGCAUGUUUAUCGACUGGCUGAUAAUACCGAUAUGGAGAAGUUUAAGUCUAGUUGGGCUCAAACUGUUUCUCUCUGCCCUACGCUACGGACGCGGAUUGUGCUCUUGGAUGACCAGUGCAUUCAGCUAGUAAUCAGGGAGGAUACGAAGCUCGAGAUGUCUGCCGCUUCGGAAUUCAAUGUUGCCAUGGCCGAAGCUGGCAACGUGGAAAUGACAUAUGGUUGCUCCUUGUCUCGGUAUACAAUAUUCCAAGGAGCAGACGGUAUCUACUUUAUCUGGACUGUACAUCACGCUGUUCACGAUGGAUGGACUAUUCGUCUUGUACUUGAGACACUCCAGAAGUGCUAUCAGAGUUCAAACAAUAACUCACUGAAACCAUAUUCAGCUUUCAUCAAGUAUGCAACUGAUGUUGUUCAGGAUCCGGCCACCAAGAAAUACUGGUCUCAGCAGCUAGAUGGCGCAGUACAAGCUUCAUACCCGCCUCGCCCCAGAUCUGAAACGCAACAUAAGGCGACCACUAGCAUGAUGACAAAAUCUAUUCAAAUGCCCAGCAUUACCCAGUCCUCAAUUACUGUGGCAACUGUUCUGCGGGCUACCUGGGCUAUGAUCCUUGCUCGUUACUCUGACACUGAUGAUGUCUGUUUUGGUACUUCAGUGUCUGGUCGUCAAGCAUCUGUUGCAAAUAUCCUGGAUAUGCCCGGCCCUAUUGUUGCCACUAUUCCGGUACGGAUAAAGCUAGAUGAAGAGCAAACAGCGCUUGAAUUCCUGGAGAGUAUUCAGUCGCAAGCCACGGAGAUGAUUCGAUAUGAGCAAUAUGGCCUACAAAAUAUCGCAAAGAUCUCCCCCGAUGUCAAAGAUGCCAUCGACUUCUCAUCUCUUCUGGUCAUCCAGCCAAGAACUCACUUAGACUUAAGUAAUGGAGAUGGUGAUAAUGACAACAUUCUUAUCCCGGCCAUAGAGAGUGAUGAAGCCUCAGCAGGCCUUUUGCAGGAUUACUUCACAUACCCAUUAAUCAUCCAGGGCCACGUAUUUGGCGAUCGGAUCGACUUAAUAUUCACCUACGAUAGCACUAUAUUAUCCAAAAAUGAUCUUAAUCGACUAGCCGGUCAAUUCGAGCAUAUAGCUCAGCAGCUCUUUGAGUCCAAUCACAUCAAGCUUAGAGAUAUCUCUUUGGCUGGCCCACAAGACAUCCAGCAGGCGAUUGCUUGGAACACCGAAAACCCUGAGAUUAUCGAAGACUGUAUCCAUAAGUUAUUCGAACGAAACGCAGCAUCUACUCCGAACGCAGUUGCUAUCGACGCUUGGGAUGGAAUGUUAACGUACGCCCAAUUAGACCAGAUGGCUAAUCGUUUAGCCCAUUAUCUUAUCAAGACUUUCGAUAUAAAGAGCGAUGAUCUUAUUCUUUGCCUCUUCGAAAAGUCUUUAUGGUAUGUCGUCACAGUUAUUGCAGUUAAUAAGGCCGGCGCUGCUUGGGUCCCACUUGAUCCUUCGCAUCCCACGCAGAGAUUACAACAGGUGGCAAGACAGACCAAAGCCAAUUUGCUUCUUGCUUCGUCCUUGCAACUCAAUUUGGGUAAUCAACUAUCGCACACUGUUCUUGAAGUCGGCCAGGCCUUGGACGAUGUUCUCAUACAAACAGAGCCCAGUACUCAAGCUCCAGAUGUGACGGUUUCUCCCCGCAAUGCCGCGUAUGUACUGUUCACUUCUGGCAGUACUGGAACACCAAAAGGACUAGUGAUGGAGCACGGAGCUGUCUGUACUAGCCAGACUGCUAUCACUGCCCGUAUUGGCCUUCACAGCGGUGUAAGGCUACUGCAGUUUGGCGCCCAUGUUUUUGAUCUUUCUGUUGGUGAGAUUUGUUGCUCAUUGAUUCGCGGGGCCUGUCUUGUCAUCCCAUCAGAUGAGAUUCGCAUGAAUAGCCUUGCAAAGUUUAUACAUGAGAAGAACAUCAACUGGGCAAUUUUCACACCCUCUUUCAUCCGAACCCUCGAACCUACCGAUGUUCCACAUCUGGAAUUGGUCAUCCUCUGUGGUGAGCCUUCUGGUAAGAAGAUAUUAGAGAAGUGGGUUGGCAAGGUUAGAUUGUUCAAUGGAUGGGGCCCGGCCGAAACCUGUGUAUACAGCAGUUUACAUGAGUGGAAGUCGGCGGCCGAGAGCCCUCUCACGAUUGGCAAGCCUGUUGCCUCUUUCAUCUGGAUUGUUGAUCCCAAGCAUCCCAAUCAACUUGCUCCGGUAGGCACCAUUGGAGAGGCUGUCAUACAAGGCCCUACUAUACUGCGUGAGUAUCUCGAUGAUCCUACAAGAACGCAUGCUAGUAUCCUUGAGUCAAUUCCAGACUGGGCUCCACCCCGUGAACCGCAACAACGGUGGAGUCGAGUUUACUUGACAGGCGAUCAUUGUAGUUACAACCCUGACGGGACCAUUGAGUACCAUGGACGGAAGGAUACACAAAUUAAGAUCCGAGGGCUUCGUGUAGAACUUGGAGAAGUUGAGCAUCAAAUUCGCAAACUCUCGGAGAAUCUGGUUCACGUUGCCGUGGAUGUUCACAAAUUUGAAGCAGGCUCAAUGUUAGUUGCAUACCUUGGAUAUUCCGAAAAGAAUUCGGAUGAUCCAGAUGCGAUAUUUAUGCCUCUCACCAAUAAUCUCCAAAGAGAUCUUGAUGCUAUGGCUAGCCAACUUGGCGUUUUAUUGCCCCGUUAUAUGGUGCCUACUUUGUUUAUCCCAUGUUCUCAGAUGCCUUUCUUGACAUCUGGCAAACUUGACAUGGGCCGACUCCGCAGACUCACUUCUGCAUUAGACCAAAAGCAGCUACAAUCUUAUGCGUUAGAAGACACGCAGAAAGAGGCUGCUGAGACUGAGACGGAAAUUCGUCUUCGAGACAUUUGGGCCAAGAUUUUAGGACUUCUGCCUCAAUCAAUCGGCCGCCGCGACAGCUUUCUACGUAUCGGUGGAGAUUCAAUUGCUGCCAUUCAGCUGGUAGCGGCCGCCAGCAAAUCUGGCAUCUCGUUUUCAGUCAAGGAUGUCUUCGAUGAUUCACGCCUUUGGAAAUUGGCAGAACUUGCAUCUUCUCGACUUAAAUCGGAUGUUGCGGAUGUGACGGUUGCACCAUUUAGUCUGCUUAGUCCUACUCUGGAUCAGACAGCUGUUACAGCCACUGUAAACGCACAAUAUGAUCUCCCUAACGAUAUCAUUGUAGAGGAUGCUUAUCCAUCAACAAAGCUUCAGGAAGGUCUUAUGGCAAUAUCUGCUCGACAGCCAGGCUCGUACGUUGCAAAGCAGGCUUUCCAAUUAGCCAAGAAUGUUGAUAUCAAUACCUUUAAAGCGGCUUGGGAGCGUACUAUUGAACUUUGUGGCAAUCUGAGAACUCGUCUUAUGGUUAUCGGAGAUUUGAGCUUACAGGUUGUGAUCAAAAAUGAGGAAAUUCGAUGGGACAUUUCCAGUACGACUCUGGAGGCAUACCUGUCUCAAACGUUUGAUAUGGGAUACGGCGAUUCUUUACUCCGCUACGCCAUCGUCUAUGAACCGUCAGGAGAAAGCUACUUUGUUUUGAGCAUUCACCAUGCCAUAUUUGAUGGUUGGACGCUGUCUAUGCUUAUGAAAACGUUAGAGUCAAUUUACCACGGUAUUGAAGCUCCUAUUUUCCGGCCCUAUGCUGAAUUUGUGAAGCAUACUAUGGACAUCGAUAAGGUUGCCGCUUCCGAUUAUUGGCGUGACCAGCUUCAGGAUGCAAAGCGCGCCUCGUUCCCGCCAUUUUCGUCGUCUCAAUCAGCCCAAUCCAAUACUCGCAUUCUUGAGAAGCCUCUUAACUUUACUCAUUCAAGUGCAUCCGGUAUUACCAAAGCAACUAUUUUGAGAGCUGCGUGGGUAGUCGUUCUAUCUAAAUAUUCUGAUACCAAUGAUGUCACAUUCGGUGUUAACGUUUCUGGUCGCAAUGCUGCCGUUGCUGGAAUUGAAACGAUGCCUGGAUUAGUGGUCGCUACGGUGCCUGUCCGUGUACGAUUACAUCCUGAACAAACAGUCGCAAAAUUCCUUGAAAGUAUGCAGACCCAAUCAACCGACAUGAUUCCAUAUGAGCAAUUUGGUCUGCAGGAUAUCUCUAAGCUUAGCCCUGAAGCUAAGGAUGCUUGCGAUUUUUCAUCUCUCAUGGUAAUUCAGCCCAUGUCUAGCAUCGCCGGUAAUGCAACAUCUAUUCUUGUACCUCAAGACAUUGACAAGGAUGCUACAGAAGAGAGAUUACAAAAUUAUUUCUCUUAUCCACUCGUUAUUCAAGGUCAUAUACAUGAUGAUGGUGCGGUCAAGUUAUUGCUCAUAUAUGAUGCCAACGUUCUUGCGGAGAAUCAGCUCCAAGCAUUGUCCACACAAUUCGAUCAUGUGGUUCAGCAGUUGCUUACCCAAGAUUCCGAGACUAGGCUGGAGAAUAUCACUGUUGCCGGACCAUGGGAUCUGCAGCAGGCCAUCAGUUAUAAUGUGAAAGAGCCUGGUAUGGUUAGUGCUUGUGUACAUGAGCUUAUUACCCAACAAGCACUCAGGGAUCCCCAUCAUGAGGCCAUCUACUCAAAUGAAGCCACAAUGACAUAUGCUACUUUGAAUCGUCUGUCGAGCCUCCUAGCCCAGUACUUGCAUGAACUUGGUGUGAGGCCCGAAUCUGUUGUUCCGUUCUGUUUUGACAAGUCAUCGUGGGCGAUCGUCGCAAUGCUCGCCAUCCUCAAAGCCGGUGGUGUAUUCCUACCUCUUGACCCAUCUCAUCCUCGCAACCGCCGGGAAGCUCUGAUCCGAGAAGUUAGAGCCGAGAUUAUGAUCGUCUCACCUUCAUCAUCUGUUCCUUGUGAGCAUUUGACAUCUACAAUGGUAGAGCUUACACCUCAAUUGUUUGAAGAGCUUUCAUCGAUCUAUGAUGCUUUCCAAGAGAUUCAACCCAAGGCCAAACCUAGCAAUGCAGCCUACGUUCUAUUUACCUCCGGAUCUACUGGUAAACCAAAGGGUGUUUUGAUGGAGCACUCUGCGUUUGCCACCAGCACCUUGGGGCACGGUCGCGUAUAUAACCUCAGUCCGUCUUCUCGCGUCUUCCAAUUUUCCAACUACAUUUUUGAUGGAAGUCUGGGAGAGAUUUUUACCACUCUUUCAUUUGGCGGUACGGUUUGUGUGCCAUCCGAUGAUGAAAGACUCCAAGGAGCUGCUUCUUUCAUGCGAGAAGCCCGGUUGCUCGUCCUUGGUGGCGAACCUUCUUCUAAAGAUCUUCUUGAGACGUGGUGCGAUCGCCUUCGUCUGGUCAAUGGCUAUGGGCCAGCUGAAGCUUGUAAUUAUGCGACAACACACGAUUUCAAAGCUACUGACUCUCCUCGCAUAAUCGGACGCGGUUUCAACAGCGCUUGUUGGAUUGUUGAUCCGACAGACUACAAUAAACUGACUCCCAUCGGUUGCAUUGGAGAGUUGGUUAUUCAAGGAAAUGCCCUUGCUCGCGGCUACAUAAACGAUGCCGACCGCACCGCAGCUUCGUUCAUAACUCAUAUAGAUUGCUUGCCUAAAUCUAUGAUCCCGGGCCGACACAGGUUUUAUUUGACUGGUGACCUUGUUCGGUAUAACGUUAACGGGGAGAUGGAGUAUCUCGGUAGAAAAGAUACACAAGUCAAGCUUCGUGGACAGCGCCUUGAGCUUGGAGAAAUCGAGUAUCAUGUUAAGCGAUCAUUAUCUACUAUUGAGCACGUUGCUGUUGAUGUAGUUCAUCGUGAGGCUGGCGAUGCCCUCAUUGCCUUUAUCUCGCUUAAGGAAAAGAUGGCAUCUUCUGGUAACAUCCUUCUGCUCAACGAUGAUCUACGCCUAGCUUUGACUACUAUUAUGGAGCAUUUGAAGACGUCUCUUCCGGGCUAUAUGGUGCCCACAACUAUCUUACCCGUGAAGAGAAUGCCGUUCAUCACCUCGAUGAAAGUUGACCGGAAGAAGUUAAUUGCCACUGCCGCCUCUUUGUCAUUAGAAGAGCUUACCGCUUUCUCUAUAGUGAAGCGUGACUACAUCGCCCCCAGCACUUUCAUGGAGAAGAAACUGGCGGGUCUAUGGGCUCAGGUGCUCAAAAUCGAUCCUAACGAUAUUAGCAAGAAUGACAGCUUCCUUCAAAUAGGCGGCGAUUCAAUUUCUUCAAUUCAUCUAGUCGCACUUGCACAACAGUCUGGUGUUGGUUUAACAGUUGCCAGCAUCUUUGCUAAUUCUAAGCUAUCCUCAUUGGCCUUAACAGCUGAAGAGGGUAUAUCACAGUCAGUCCAUGAUGUGGUACCAUUCUCAAUGGUACCUACGAUGGAUUUGGAUUCCUUGUUAGAAGACGUUCGUGCCAAGUGUGGGUUAUCCAGCACUGCCGAUAUUGAAGACAUCUACCCUGUGACAACAUUCCAAGAAGGCCUUAUGGCUUUGACUGUUAAGCAAUCAGGUUCUCACGUGGCCAAAAAUGUCUACCGGCUCUCUGAGAAUACUGAUAUCGCACGCUUUAAAGCCGCGUGGGAGGCCACUAUGGAACUAUGCAGCAACCUCCGCACUAGGAUCGUGCUCUCAGGCGACACUACUAUUCAAGUUAUCUUGCAAGAUGUUUCUCCUUGGGAUGACACUACAAAUAUGACCCUCCAGUCAUAUCUCCAAGUUAAUCAGAGUCACAUGGGCUAUGGGUCUCCAUUGAGCUACCACGCCCUCAUUGAGCAGGCCGAUGGAAGCAGCUAUUUCGUGUGGUCUAUUCAUCAUGCCGUUUUUGAUGGCUGGACUACUCGCUUGGUCUUAAACACCCUAUUUUCUGCGUACAUGGGUGAUCAACUUGCUCCAUUUACCUCUUAUGCUCAUUUCAUCAACUAUACUGCCAACCUUAAUGCUGAUGCCGCCAAAGCCUUCUGGACCGAGCAGUUGCUGGAUGCUAAGCGGGCGCCAUUCCCUGCGGCCCUUUCCCGCAGUAAGCAAUCUAAAACACAAGUACUUGAGAAAGCUAUUGAACUACCGCAAUUUCAACAGACCUCGAUCACCAUGGCCUCCAUUUUGCGUGCUACAUGGUCUAUUGUCCUCGCACGGCAUUGUGAUACCGAUGAUGUAACCUUCGGAACUGCAAUUUCUGGAAGACAGGCUCCGGUUCCUGGUAUAACUGAAAUGGCAGGCCCAGUUGUUGCUACUGUUCCGGUACGCGUUCGACUGAAUAAGCUUGCGUCUAUUUCGGAAUUUCUUCAGGGUAUUCAGAAUCAAGCUUCUGAAAUGAUUCCUUUUGAACAAUUCGGUCUGCAGAAUAUUGCAAAGUUAAAUAUUGAAGCUAAAGAGGCUUGUGAUUUUGCAUCGCUUUUAGUCAUUCAGCCCAUGAAGAAGCUGCUUGAUACGGGCAACAACAAAGCCAUCAUAGAACACAUGAGUGCGACCACCGAAGAUUUGGAAGAGUAUAUGAAAGAUUACUUCUCUUAUCCCCUUGUUGUGCAAGGCCAUGUGUACGAAGACUCGGUUAACUUGGUCCUUAUUUAUGACGCGGAUAUUUUAUCUGAGCAACAAUUACUCGCUUUAGCUCAUCAAUUUGAGCAUGUUGCACAGCAGCUUGUUCUCGAGGAUAGCGGCAAUAGGACUCUCGGAGAUGUGUCUGUGUCAGGUUCUUGGGAUGUUGAGUAUGCUAUACGCCAGAACAACGAAGUACCUGAGCUUGUUGAAUCUUGCCUCCAUACCCUCGUAGAGCAACAGAAAAUGAUUCGACCGGAGUCUCCUGCUGUUCACAGUUGGGAUGGGAAUUUUACGUAUAGUCAACUCGAUCAGGCUGCCAACAGGCUGGCGAACCACCUUGUGGCAGAGUAUGAAAUCAAGAAUGACGAGCUUAUUCACGUUUGCUUCGAGAAGUCGUCUUGGUUUGUGGUUGCUAUUCUGGCCAUUAAUAAAGCUGGCGGUGCUUGGGUUCCAUUAGACCCUUCCCACCCUACUCAGCGCCAUCAGCAGGUUGUUAGUCAAACUAGAGCUCGGCUUGCUCUGGUCUCGCCUUCAAACAUUUCAACGUGCGUUGACCUUGUAGAGCACGUGGUAGAAGUUUCGUCUACUACAGAUGAGAUUUUGAACAAGACUGAGAUGUCUGAUCGGGGCCCUGAUCGUGAAAUCUCUCCCUCCAACGCUGCCUACGUGCUUUUUACUUCCGGAUCCACUGGUACUCCAAAGGGUCUCAUAAUGGAACAUAGAAGCCUUUGCACAGCACAAACGGCUGCUGUAAAGCGCCUGAGACUUGCUCCCGGCGUCAAGACACUACAAUUUGCUUCUUAUGUAUUCGAUGCUGCGGUUGGUGAAAUUGUUGCUCCACUUAUUACCGGCGGGUGUUUAUGUAUCCCGUCAGACCACGACAGGAUGAACGCGCUGCCUGAAUUCAUCCGACAGAACAGUAUCAACUGGCUUUGGAUUACACCGUCGUUAAUUCGAACGCUUAAGCCUGAGGAUUUACCAAGUCUUGAGGCAGUAGUCUUAUUGGGUGAAAUCAUUCCCAGGGAUAUCAGGGAUGCUUGGUUUGGCAAGGUCCGCCUACUUAAUGGAUGGGGGCCAGCCGAGACCUGCGUGGUGUCUACCCUUCAUGAAUGGAAAUCUAUUAAUGAGUCACCUCUCACAAUUGGUUCCUCUGUGGGUGGUUUCUGCUGGAUUGUUGAUCCAGAAAAUCCCCAUAAAAUCGCCCCGAUUGGAGCAGUGGGCGAAAUUGUUAUCCAAGGACCAACAAUAUUGAGGGAAUACCUGGACGACCCGGUUCGCACAUCAGCUAGUACGGUUAAGAACCUUCCUGUAUGGGCCCCGAACCGUGAAACUAAGUACUGGAAUCGAUUCUACAAGUCUGGCGACCUUGCCUUUUACAAUGCGGACGGAACCAUUCAAUUUGUAAGUCGCAAGGACACACAAAUCAAGAUCCGCGGCCUUCGUGUUGAAUUGGGCGAAGUUGAACACCACGUCAAGAUUGCCUUCAGCGGCAUUCAGCAAAUUGCUGUCGAUGUCAUCAGAUCUGGCAUUGGUGCUAGUCUGGUGGCAUACUUUUGUUUUACCGAUGAAAUAAGAAUAACUGGUACUCGUGCUGGCUCUGAUGAUAGUGGUCCAUUUGUUCAAAUGGAUGAUGAAUUGCAGGGUAUUCUCACUACGGUGAUAGGCCAGCUUAACAUCUCAUUGCCGCGAUAUAUGGUUCCAACAUUCUUCAUUCCUUGCCGGUACAUGCCUUACAUUACUUCAAGAAAAUUGGAUAGAAAUGACCUCAAACGACGAACUGCUGUACUCAGCCAAGAAGAGCUCAUGAUGUACUCUCUUCAAACAGGGAAGAAACGGGAACCACACACAAUAAUAGAAAAAGACCUUCAAGCCAUUUGGUCUCAACUAUUAUCUCUUCCAUCCGAGAAUAUUGGCCUUGACGACAGCUUUUUGGGCUUAGGCGGUGAUUCAAUUACUGCUAUCCACCUCGUCACUAUGUCCCGCGAGAAGGGCAUCUCAUUGACGGCUCAGGAUAUUUUUGAUGACCCGCGAUUGUUCGCCGUCGCUUCACGUGCGAAGAAGUCGGAUGAAGAUGAACAAGAAGCUCUAGUGAUCGCUCCCUUCUCGCUUCUUAGCGAAAAAUCACAGCAAUUGGCCUUAGCCGAUGGCGUUCGCGCCCAGUGUAACUUGGCUUCUGGAACCAUUGUGGAUGCCUAUCCAUGCACCGCCCUACAAGAAGGCCUCAUGGCAUUGUCUGUCAAACAACCUGGCUCAUAUAUUGCUAGGUUUGUCUACCGCAUACCCGGUUAUGUGGACGUCUCUCGCUUUAAAAUUUCCUGGGAGCAGACUGUUACUCUUUGCGACAAUCUUCGAACCCGAAUCGCCCUUGUUGAUGGACGAGCCACCCAAAUUGUUACUAAUGAGCCCGUCACUUGGGCACUCAGCCUUGAUUUGAAUACUGCAUUUUCGGAUAUGAGAUCAGUCCAGAUGACUUACGGAUCUCCCCUAUCUCAGUUUGCAUUAGUUGAGCAGAAUAGUGGCGAUAUUUUCUUUUUGUGGUCAAUUCAUCAUGCUAUAUUCGACGGCUGGACAGUGCCAAUAUUGAUGAAUACGUUGCAUGCUCUCUAUCGUGGUGUAGAGCCAGCGCAACCCGUCUCCUACGCUCGAUUUGUCAAGUUUACUAUGGACGUUGACAAUGAGGAUACUGUCAAGUACUGGAGAGACGAAUUGCAUGACGCAAAGAAAGCCACGUUCCCUCCAGUUACACCUUCUCGACCUAACGCUAUGAAUGUUCUAGAGAAAUCCAUCAAUUACUCUCGGACUGUCGGCUCUUCAAUUACCAGGGCCACCCUCCUACGAGCGGCAUGGGCUCUUGUACUUUCUCGAUACUCUGAAAGCAAUGAUGUGACCUUUGGUACCACAAUCUCCGGUCGUCAGGCUCCUGUUAAUGGUAUCACUAACAUAGCUGGCCCUGCUGUUGCAACUGUUCCUGCUCGAAUUCGCCUUGAUAAACAGCAGACUGUAUCUGAUUUCUUAGAGAGUGUCCAGAAUCAAGCUCUAGGUAUGGUACCUUACGAGCAGUAUGGUCUACAGAAUAUCUCAAAGAUCAGCUUAGAUGCCAAGGAAGCUUGUGAUUUUACCUCACUAUUGGUUAUCCAACCCAUCGAUCAAUUGGAAUAUCACAGCGAUGAUGCACUUUUGGUCCCAGCUGAGUCGUCCACCACUGAAGAGGCAGACAUCAUGAAAAACUACUUCUCAUAUCCUCUUGUCAUCCAAGGCCAUCUUUAUGAAAACACAAUCAACCUAAUGCUCAAUUAUGAUUCUAAAAUCCUAUCAGAAAGCAAGAUGCAGGCUUUAUCUCAUCAUUUUGAUAAUGCUGUUCAAGAGCUUACUAGCAAAGGCGACAUACUUCUUGGUAGUAUAUCUCUAUCAAGUAACUGGGAUUUUGACCAGGCUCUUCAGCUCAAUAGCAGAACGCCUGACGCUGUUGAACGAUGCUUCCAUGAAAUGGUCGACGAAGUUGCGUCGGUUAGAAGUGAUUCUCUAGCCAUUUCUGGUUGGGAUAAAUCGUUUACCUAUAAAGAAAUGACGGAGACAACGAACCGCAUUGCCCAGUAUCUUGUUGCUGAGCACGGAGUCAAAGUCGGAGAUAUUAUUCAUGUAUGCUUCGAAAAGUCGGCUUGGUUCCUCAUCGCUACCUUAGCUAUCAAUAAGGCUGGUGCAGCCUGGUCAACUCUUGACCCAUCUCACCCAACCGAACGAUAUCAGAAGAUCAUCAGUCAAACUGGUUCUCAGCUGGCACUGGCUUCGGCUAUCAAUUCUCACAGGUGUAUUGGUUUAUUGCCAAAAGUAAUUGAACUGACACCUGAACUUGACGCCAAAUUGGCUCUCAAUAGUCAAUGGAGCGCCAAAAGACCAGCCGUAAAAGUCACUCCCAGCGAUGUCGCUUAUAUCCUAUUCACCUCCGGAUCCACAGGUGUACCAAAAGGUGUUGUGAUUGAACAUGCGUCACUUUGCACCAGUCAAACUUCUCUAUCACAGGCUCUUCAAUUCCAAGAAGACUUUAGAGUUCUUCAGUUCUCAUCUUACUCGUUUGACGCUGCAUUGUUCGAGAUUGGUUCCACCUUCCUCACUGGUGCUUGCCUGUUUGUUCCCUCAUGGGAUGAACAGAUGAACGAGUUAACAGAGUACAUCCGAAAACAUCAAAUCACCUGCGCGCUUCUGACUCCGACUCUCGCCCGAACUAUUCGCCCUGAGGAUGUUCCUUCCCUUGACAUGCUGUUAGCUGCCGGCGAGGCUCCUACACGUGAUAUUCUCGAUAUCUGGUUUGGAAAAGUCAGACUUCUUAACGCUUGGGGCCCGACUGAAUGCUGUGUUAUUGCGUGUCUUCACGAAUGGACUUCCGUUGAUGAAUCCCCCAAGGUUAUCGGUCGACCAAUCGGCGGCUCAUGCUGGAUUGUCGAUCCAGACGAUUCCACACGCAUGGCACCCUUAGGAACUGUUGGAGAAAUUGUUAUACAAGGUCGAAAUCUGCUACGUGAAUACCUCUCCGAUCCCGUCAAAACCGCUGCCUCUACCGUUACAGGUCUUCCUCCAUGGGUUACAAAGCGUGAUUUCCUUUAUUGGGAUCGCUUCUACCUUACAGGGGACUUGGGCUUCGUCAAUGAGUCUGGAAAUAUAGAAUAUUGUACCCGUAAAGACACUCAAGUUAAGAUUCGAGGACAGCGUCUCGAGCUUGGAGAGAUUGAGCAUCAUAUUCAGGCCAAUCUCGAAGGUGUCCGACAGGUCGCUGUAGACGUUGUCAGAUCUGAUGCUGGCUCAGCGCUUGUUGCUUUCGUUAGCUUCUCUGAUGCCAAGGAACCGAUAAGCCUUGAUGAAGCAACAGUUGGAAACGGGAUAUUUUUGCCACUUGAUGGGAGUCUCCAAGCUACAAUUAGUAGCCUGGUAGGAACACUGGGCACCCUCAUGCCCCGAUACAUGGUGCCGAGUGCAUUUAUUCCAUGUGCCUACAUGCCCCUGGCGACUUCAACUAAAUUAGAUCGCAAGAAGUUGAAGGAACUGGCCUCUUCUCUUAGCCAAGAGGAAAUGGCUGUCUAUUCGCUCGCCAAUGAAGAGAAAACUGCCCCGCAGACGGUUAUGGAGAGCCGUAUCCAGAAACUAUGGGCACAGGUCUUGAAUCUUAGCAUUGACGCGAUUGGACGCGACGACUCCUUCCUUCAAAUUGGCGGCGAUUCCAUUUCUGCGAUUCAACUUGUUUCCCUAGCUCAAGAGGCCAACCUCAGAAUCACCGUCAGGGAUAUAUUUAACGAUCCACGGCUGUUGGCUAUUGCGUCUAAAGCCACUGAGAUUGGUGAAGAUGGUGAAGAAGUGGUCCACAUUGAACCUUUCGGUCUUCUGGACGACUCUCUUAAAAAUGAGGUUCUCAGCCAGGGUAUUCAAAGUCAAUACAAUCUUCCAACGGAUAGGGAAAUAGAGGAUGCGUAUCCAUGUACAAAACUACAGGAGGGUCUCAUGGCUCUCGCUGUCAAGCAGCCCGGAUCGUACAUUGCUAAAUUUCUCUAUCGAAUUUCUCACAACGUCGACAUCUCACACUUUAAGACGACUUGGGAGGAGACAGUUCGCCUGCUACCCAAUCUUCGCACUAGAAUCUUCAAUGUCGGCAGCAUGUCCAUCCAGGCUGUCCUAGAAAAUGAUAUUUCUUGGCAAUCAACUGAUGAACACUCUUUGCGUUCUUAUAUGCAAGCCGCUGAAACUUGUGAGAUGGGUUAUGGCUCUUCGUUGGCUCGAUAUGCCCUUAUUGAAGAAAGUGGAGAAACAUAUUUCGCAUUACUCAUGCACCAUGCCAUUUUUGACGGUUGGGGCAUAAGGGUUGCUAUGGGAAUUUUCCACUCCAUCUUCCGCAACCAGAGUGUUGUGGUUGUAGAGCCUUACGUACGAUUUGUCCAGUACACCUUGAAUAUUGACAAUGAUGCCGCAGCCGAUUACUGGAAGGCUCAAUUCCAAGGUGCAAGAGAAACGGUUUUCCCAGCAACGCCAUCAUCUGUGCAUGAGAAGAAGAGAAAUACUACGCUCACGAUUGAGAAGGCCAUUGAACUGCCUAAUAUGAGCAAGACUUCAGUCACAAAAGCCACCAUGCUUCGAGCUGCCUGGGCCAUUGUGUUAGCUAAAUAUUGCGAUUCUGAGGAUGUUACCUUUGGUACUACAAUAUCUGGUAGGCAAGCGCCCGUUCAUGGCCUUGCAGAUAUGACCGGACCUGCUAUUGCGACAGUCCCUGUCCGCGUUGUCAUUGACCGUACCCAGUCUAUCGCGGAUUAUUUACAAACUAUUCAAAGCCAGGCAAACGACAUGAUUCCUUUUGAACAAUUCGGCUUACAAAACAUUUCCAAACUCAGCUCUGAUGCUAAAGAUGCCUGCAAUUUCAGCAGCCUGCUUGUGAUCCAGCCUAUACAAUCACUAUCCUAUGUGGAUGAAAGUGCAGACACUAUUUUUGUCCAUGCAGAGGUCGAAAAGGAAAUUGGCGACACAGUCCAGAAUUAUUUCAGCUAUCCAUUAGUUAUUCAAGGACACAUGCAUGAAAGCUUCAUCAAGCUCGUCCUGAUUUACGAUGCAGAUGUGCUACCCGAGAACCAGAUGAUUGCUUUAUCCCACCAAUUCGAAAUAGUCAUGAAACAACUAGCCUCUCAGUCAGACCAAGAGCUGGGCUCUGUUUCUUUGACUAGUGAUUGGGACCUUGCCAAUUCUAUGAAGCAGAACAGCGAUAUUCCCGACAUUGUUGAGUCUUGUGUUCAUCAAUUAAUUGAGCGCCAAGCUGCUGCCCAGCCAGAUGCCCUUGCUAUCGUAAGCUGGGAUCGUGAUUUCACUUACCGGCAACUUAACGAGGCGUCCAAUAGGCUGGCACAUUUACUUGUCAGCAGAUAUAAUGUUCAGCCAGAAGACUUGAUCCCAGUCUGCUUCGAGAAGAGUGCCUGGCAUUUUGUCGCUAUUACGGCGAUCAAUAAAGCCGGCGCUGCCUGGGUUCCCCUCGAUCCCUCACAUCCGGAAUUGCGCCUCCGUCAAGUCGUUUCCCAGACCCACGCCAAACUGGCUCUAUCAUCUUCAGCCAAUUCCAAAUUAUGUGGCAUUCUCGUUGGCGAGGUAGUCGAAGUAAACGCCGAGCUUGAUAACAAGCUAUUGGCAACGGAAGCUAGUGAGAAUGGUCCUAUUGUGGCUAUCUCUCCGCGUAACGCCGCAUAUGUGCUAUUUACAUCUGGUAGCACAGGAACUCCAAAAGGUCUCGUUAUGGAACAUGGAUCUGUCUGUACGUCGCAGGUGGCCAUUGCCAAAAGACUAGGUCUAAACUCAAAAGUUCGAAUGUUGCAAUUUGCUGCGUUUGUCUUUGAUCUAUCAAUUGGGGAGAUCAUUGGACCGCUUAUUUCCGGUGCUUGCAUUUGCGUUCCAUCAGAGGAUACCCGCAUGAGUGGCAUCGUUGACUUCAUCAAUACCAAGGCUGUUACUUGGGCAUAUCUGACGCCAUCCUUUGUUCGUACAAUUAAACCAUCGGAGGUGUCGCAUCUAGAGCUUCUACUACUUGCGGGUGAAGCUGUUCCUCGGGACGUUUUUACGACCUGGUUUGGUAAGCUCCGUCUAAUCAAUGGAUGGGGCCCUGCCGAAACUUGUUGCUUUAGCGCAUUGCAUGAAUGGCAAUCUGCUGAGGAAAGCCCUCUUACUGUCGGUCGUCCUGUAGGUUCAUUCUGUUGGAUAGUUGACCCAGAAAAUCCGUGUCAACUUGCGCCAGCCGGUAUCUUAGGCGAGGUUGUAAUUCAAGGUCCAACGAUUCUACGCGAGUAUUUAUCUGAUAAAGAACGUACCGACGCUGCUGUUGUUAAAUCUCUCCCCGAGUGGGCGCCAUUCCGCGAGCAGGCCAAUUGGAGCCGCUUUUAUAAAUCGGGAGAUCUUUGCAAGUAUAAUCCUGAUGGAACUAUCGAAUUUUCCAGUCGCAAGGAUACACAAGUUAAAAUACGUGGCUUAAGAGUGGAAUUAGGUGAAGUUGAACAUGCUGUUCAGGUCGCUUUGCAUGGUGUCCGACAAAUCGCCGUUGACAUCUUCAAGGGCGAUAAUGGCACCAACCUCGUGGCAUAUUUCUCGUUUAGUGACGAAACCCGCCAGAUCCAAGAAGCCGACCCCUCUGGACCCUUUCAGCCGUUGGAUGAGGAUUUACAAGCCCGUCUAACAGCCGUUGUAGGGGAGCUUAACAUAGCUCUGCCUAGGUACAUGAUUCCAACUCUGUUUAUCCCUUGCAAGUAUAUGCCUUCUAUCACGUCUACCAAACUCGAUAGGGGCGAGCUUCGGCGUCGCACUGCUACCCUUUCUCAAUCUGAACUGGCUGUGUUUUCUCUGCUAAGUGGUAAGAAGAGGGCUCCAGAGACGCCAAUGGAGAUUCUUAUUCGGCACAUUUGGUCAGAGCUUCUUGACAUGCCACUCGAUUCUAUUGGUCGUGAUGAUAGCUUUUUAGGACUCGGGGGUGAUUCAAUUACUGCUAUCCACUUAGUCAGCGUUUCUCGAGAGCAUGGGAUUCAUCUUGCUGUAAAGGAUAUCUUUAAUGACCCACGUCUACUGGCUGUUGCCAGUAAGGCUAGGGAACUUGAUGCCCAGGAUCAACAACAACCGCUGGAAAUAGUACCAUUUAGCCUUCUUAGCCCUGAGAAUCGUGACUCCGUCGUCGGUUCCAGUGUCACGCAGCAGCUCAAGUUGCUCGCAGGCCAGACCGUUGAGGACGCAUAUCCAUGCACCAAGCUUCAGGAAGGUUUGAUGGCGUUAUCUGUGAGCCAGCCAGGAAGCUAUAUUGCGAGAUAUGUAUACCGCCUACCCCAGACAGCUGAUAUCGCUCGUUUUAAAUCUGCUUGGGAACAGACAAUCAUCCAGCAUCCUAUUUUGAGAACGAGAAUCAUCCUAGUCAACAAUACUUGUGUUCAACUCGUAGUUAAGCACGAUGUUGCUUGGGAUGGCCAAGAUUCCAGCGAUCUGAAGGAAGCUGUCCGUGUUACUCACUCAUACCCCAUGACAUACGGCACCCCUCUAUCCAGACACUCUAUCCAUGAGUCCGAAUCCGGCGACAAGUACUUUUUAUGGACAAUCCAUCACUCAAUACACGAUGGUUGGGCCGUGUCUGUGAUUUUUAAUACACUUCAUCAGGCCUACAAGGGCCUCGAACUGGGAACCCCCAAGGGUUUCGCGGGCUUCAUCAGGUACACCAUGGAACUUGAACAGGAAGCUGCUAGUGAUUAUUGGAGAGCACAGCUUCAAAAUGCAAAGCGGGCCAGCUUCCCAAAGACUGAUCUUGCGCUGAAGUCUACUGCCACCGAACAGAAGAUUCGUACCAUUUCUACUUCUGUGAAAUUCCCGACUUCAUUCAACAGUGUCGCUACGAAGGCUACUACUAUAAGAGCUGCCUGGGCAAUUGUUCUUGCAAGAUAUUGCGAAAGUGAUGAUGUUUGCUUCGGAGCUACCAUCUCUGGAAGACAAGCACCUGUAUACGGCCUCCUAGACAUGGCUGGCCCGGCAGUUGCAACUGUCCCAGUUCGCGUGCGGCUUGACAAAGAUCAGAGAGUUUCUCACUUCUUACGGGAUGUUCAAAACCAAGCCCACGAAAUGGUGCCAUUUGAGCAGUACGGUCUUCAAAGCAUCGCUAAAUUGGGCAGUGAUGCAAGAGAUGCUUGUGAUUUUACAUCACUCUUGGUAAUCCAGCCGGUCCAACGACAAGAAUUUGGCAUGCAGUCAAAUGACGCCCUUUUAACCCCAGUUCAGGUAGAGCUUGAGGAUAUGCUUCAAAACUAUUACAACUACCCUCUGGUUCUCCAGGGUCAUGUUUACGACGACUAUGCCGACCUCGUUUUGAUUUACAAUUCUACUGUUAUUCCCGGGCCACAGGCGACCGUUCUUAGCCACCACUUUAGCAACGUUUUACAGCAAUUGCUGACGAAGGAAAUUGAUGGCAAGCUGGGAGAUAUCUCAGUUGCUGGCUCAUUUGAUCUAGAGCUUGCCCAGAAAUCUAACGGUGCUGGACCCAAGAUUAUUGAUGAUUGCAUUCAUCAUGUUAUUGCGAGACAAGUUGAACGAAGACCGAAUGCACCUGCUAUUGACGCCUGGGACGGACAGUUCACCUACGGUGAAUUAGACCGCGCAGCUAACAGAUUGGCACAUCUCCUCAUUAAUGACUAUGGAGUAAAGAUUGGCGACAUUGUCCAUGUUUGCUUUGAGAAGUCCAAGUGGUAUAUCGUGGCUAUUCUGGCAAUUAAUAGGGCCGGCGCGGCUUGGGCUCCAUUUGAUCCUGCGCAUCCUCUACAGCGACUCCAAGCUGUUGCCAGUCGAACCGAUGCCAAGCUGGCUCUUGCUUCAACUGCCAAUACAAGCCUCUGUGAACAAGUGGUGGAAUACGUAGUUGAAGUUUCGUCUACUUCCGACAGAGAGCUUUUGAAUUUAUACGGAAUUAGCGAAAAGGGGCCUGAUGUUCACGUCAAGCCUACUGACGCUGCGUACAUUUUGUUCACAUCAGGAUCUACCGGCGUGCCUAAGGGUAUUGUGAUGCAACACAAAGCACUUUGCACAAGCCAAGCAGCAAUCAGUGGAUGGCUAGGCCUUGACCACACUGUUAGGAUGCUACAAUUCUCAUCGUUUGUUUUUGAUGUUCUUGAUGGCUUCGUCCGCGACUUCAAUGUCACAUGGGCAUAUCUGACGCCGUCAUUCACCCGUACAUUAAAACCCAAAAAUUUCCCUAAUCUUGAGCUACUACUUCUUAUUGGCGAAGCUACAACUCAAGAUGUACUCGAUACUUGGUUCGGUCUUCCCAACACACGAUUCAUUAAUGCUUGGGGUCCUGCAGAGACCUGCGUCUUUAGCUCACUUUACGAAUGGCACUCUAAUACCGAGUCUCCCAUGAAGCUUGGUCGGGCUGUUGGCGCGUAUGUGUGGGUUGUUGACGCUGACAACCCUCAGAGACUUGCGCCCACUGGCUGUUUGGGCGAAAUUGUUGUCCAAGGUCCUUCACUCCUCAAACAGUAUCUCGCAGACCCUGAGAAAACAAUUGCUGCUACAGUUACUGAACUUCCUGAGUGGGCUCCUCAACGUCAAUCUAUGUCAUGGAACCGAUUUUAUAAAACAGGUGAUUUGGGUUUCUACGAUUCCGAUGGCGUACUCCAUUUUGCUAGCCGAAAAGACACACAAGUCAAGAUUCGUGGAUUACGUGUUGAGUUAGGCGAAGUUGAACACCGCAUUCAAGGCUCUUUGGAGGGCGUUCGCCAGGUAGCUGUUGAUGUCUUUAAAACCGAAAAGGGGGCUAACUUGGUUGCCUACUUCUGCUUUUCCGACGAUACUAAGACUCCAGCUCAGAGUGCUGGCCUCGAAAGCAAAGACAUAUUCUUGGCUAUCGAUACUGAGCUGAAAUCCAAGCUGGAUGAAAUGCUUGCCAAGCUGAACUCUGUAUUACCAACAUACAUGAUUCCAAAUAUGUUUAUUCCUUGUGAAUACAUGCCUUUUAUUGCCUCUUCCAAGUUGGACCGUGUCAAGCUUCGAGGCUUAACCGCCGAUCUCAGCCAAGACCAAUUAGAAACUUAUUCCUUGCUAGAUAAUGAGAAGCAGGAACCCCAGACUGAGAUGGAAUUCCGUCUCCAGCGGCUCUGGGCUGAGAUUCUAGAUUUGCCAGAAACUUCAAUUGGCCGACACGAUAAUUUUAUGCGAAUUGGUGGUGACUCGAUUGCUGCUAUUCAACUUGUUUCAAUGGCCCGUGAUGUCGGAAUUGGCCUUACGGUGAACGAUGUCUUUGAAGAUGCCCGCCUGAUUUCGGUCGCUGCCAAAGCUAUUGACGAGGGCGAGGGUGGCAAUAUUGUGGCGGCAAUUGAAGCAUUCAGUCUUUUGCCUACCGAUUUUGAAGAUCUUGUUCUGCAACAUACUCUUGCUGAUGGUCAAUUCAUCGAAGAUGCUUAUCCCUGCAGCAGGCUCCAAGAAGGUCUCAUGGCUCUCGCCGAAAAACAACCCGGCUCUUACAUCGCCAAGUAUAUGUACAAACUUUCUGAACAUGUCGAAGUUAACAAAUUCAAAGCAGCUUGGGAGAGCACAGUUGAGAUGGUCAGUGCCCUGCGCACCCGGAUCAUCCAAACUGGCGGCCGUUCUAUUCAGAUCGUUGUAAAUAGCGAUAUUACUUGGGACGAAGCCGACAGUGACUUACAGUCAUAUCUUGCUCAAUCUAAAAACCUCGAGAUGGGAUAUGGUUCUCGACUUUGUCAAUACGCCUUGAUUCGACAUGGCAACGAUACUUACUUUAGAUGGAACAUGCACCAUGCUAUUGUCGAUGGUUUAUCAACGCAGAACAUCUUAGGCAUACUAUUCAACAUUUAUAGCGGUAUCAGUGUUUCCCCACCGCCACCAUAUACUCGGUUUAUACAAUACAUUCUUCAACUGGAAGAAGACACUACAGCCAAAUACUGGGACACCCAGCUCCAUAAUGCGCAAAGGGCGAAUUUCCCGCCGCGUGAUGUGUCUCGCGACAAGCCUGCCGCCACUCAGAUGUUGCAGACAUCUAUCGAUCUCCCCUCGAGUGUAAAAGAUUCGACAAUCACAGUGGCUACAGUCAUUCGAGCUGCUUGGGCCAUUGUCCUUGCUAAAUACUGCGACUCUGAUGACGUGACGUUCGGCACCACCAUUUCUGGUCGACAGGCACCCAUCCCGGAGAUCAUGGGAAUGGUCGGCCCUACCAUUGCCACUGUGCCGGUCCGUAUACGCAUUGACCCCCAGCAGCUAAUCUCUGGCUUCCUUGAAGAAGUUCAAAGACAGAGUGUGGAGAUGAUUGCCUUUGAGCAGUACGGCCUUCAAAACAUCGCUAAAUUGGGUGAUGAUGCACGAGAUGCGUGUGAUUUUAACAGCCUUCUUAUCGUCCAGCCCAUGCAGCAUCUUGGUGGCAAGGGCAACGAUGAUGCCAUCUUGGUUGACGCCAGUAUUGAGGGAGAUGAUGCCACUGAUUCUCUUCAGAACUACUUCUCUUAUCCCCUUGUUAUCCAGGCUCACUUGUAUAAUGAUCAUAUAAGCCUUGUGCUUGUUUAUGACUCGAACCUUAUUCCAGAAACGCGACUAGCUGCUUUAUCUCAUCAUUUCGGUCACGUUUUGACACAGCUAACUACCACUGAGCCUGUUACUCUGGAGACAAUCUCAGUCUCCUCAGCAUACGAUGUUGAGAGAGCCAUGAUAGUCAACGCUGAGAUUCCCGAGGUCAUUGACGAGUGCAUGCACGAUUUGUUUGAGAAUCGAGCCAACUUAAACCCGCAAGCUCCUGCUAUUGCUGCCUGGGACGGUAACUUCACCUAUAGCGAGCUUAAUAGAGCAGCUAACAGGUUGGCUCACCACCUAAUCAAUGACUACGGCGUCAUGCCUAACGAUUUUGUCCAUGUUUGUUUUGACAAGUCAGCAUGGUACAUAGUAUCAAUAAUCGCAAUUAGCAAGGCGGGUGCCACUUGGGUUCCAUUAGAUCCUUUCCACCCAAAGCAACGAUUGCAAUCGAUUGUCAGCCAGACCAAGGCCAAACUGGCUUUAGUCUCGCCGGGCAACACAGCUCUCUUCUCCGCCUUAGUUGAAAACGUUAUUGAGGUAGCUUCAGCUCUCGAUAGCAUGCUUCCUGCUCAAAAUGGGGAUAAAAGCCCCAUCGUGUCCGUUACUUCUAGAGCAGUUGCGUAUGUGCUUUUCACUUCCGGUUCAACUGGUACACCCAAAGGCGUAAUGAUACAGCACGGUUCUUUAUGCACAAAUAUGAUUGCAAUCUCUGAGAGGCUGCGCUAUCAUUCAAAUGUGCGUAUACUACAAUUUUCCGCCUAUGUAUUCGAUUUCUCUAUUCUUGAGAUUAUCGCGUCGUUACUACAAGGUGCUUGUGUAUGUGUUCCGUCUGAGCACGUACGUAUGAAUAGCAUCGUCGAUUUCAUCCGUGACAUGAACAUCAAUUGGCUCUACCUAACACCGUCCUUCCUACGCACUAUACAUCCAGACGAUGUUCCGAACGUGGAAUUGGUAUGUGCUGGAGGUGAGGCUAUACCGCGCGAUGUUUUUGAGACCUGGGUUGGUCGCGUUCGUUUCUUCAAUGGUUGGGGUCCUACGGAAACAACUGUCAUGGGCAGUCUUCAUGAAUUCAAAUCUCUUGAUGAAUCGCCAUUGGUCAUCGGCCGACCUGUCGGUGGGUUCUGUUGGAUUGUUGAUCCAAACAAUCCACAGCUUAUUGCACCAACCGGGACUCUAGGCGAGAUAGUUAUCCAAGGCCCAACUUUACUUCAAGAGUACCUCGAUAAUCCUCAAAAGACCCAAGAAGCAAUUCUAUACGAUUUACCAGGAUGGGCGCCGCGACCCGAUGAAAAUAACUGGAGCCGAUUUUAUAAGACUGGCGAUUUAUGUUUCUAUAACGAUAAUGGCGAGAUUGAGUUUUCAUCACGCAAGGAUACGCAGGUUAAGAUACGGGGUCUUCGCGUUGAACUCGGAGAAAUCGAGUAUCACAUUCAAGCUUCACUUAAAUCAAUUCGUCAGAUUGCUGUGGAUGUCCUCAAAACCGAUAACGGCUCUAAUCUAGUCGCGUAUCUGUGUUUUAAUGACGAUAUCAGACAACUCCAUGAAACUGGUACCAACGGGCCAUUUGCUUCGUUCGAUACUGAGCUUCAAAACACGCUUAUUGGCGCAAUAGGUGAAUUGAGUGUGACCCUGCCACGUUAUAUGAUUCCUACAUUCUAUAUACCGUGCAGCUAUAUGCCCAGCAUCACAUCUGGUAAGCUUGAUCGAAAAGAGUUAAUAAGGCGGACGGCCACUCUGAGCCAAUCUGAACUAAACAAGUUCUCGAUACAUGGCGUCAGCAAACGUACGCCUGAGACUUCUAUGGAACUACAAUUACAACAGAUCUGGUCAACAAUACUAUCUAUCCCGUCCGAUUCUAUUGGUCGCGAUGAUAGUUUCCUUGGGUUAGGUGGUGACUCAAUUAUGGCUAUUCAUCUCGUAACAGCCUGUCGCGAGGCCGGGAUUUCCCUUACAGUGAAGCAGAUUUUUGACGAUCCUCGUCUAUCCGCGGUCGCAUCUCAAGCUCACGCCACUGACGCUAUUGAUGGUGAUUUGUCUAUCCCUCCAUUUAGUUUGCUGUCUGAUCGUCUCUGCGAGAUGGCUCUCAAUGAUGACAUCCGGUCUCAGACUGCAUUAUCCCCUCAUCAAGUCAUCGAAGAUGCUUACCCUUGUUCAAAACUACAAGAAGGCUUGAUGGCUCUUUCUGUCAAGCAGCGUGGCUCUUACGUCGCACAGUACGUGUAUAAGCUAUCGAAUAGUGUAGAUCUUGGUCGAUUCAAAGCUGCUUGGGAGCAGACUGUCCAGCUUUGCACCAAUCUUCGAACUCGCAUCGUCAUGCUUGACGGCACUUGCGUUCAACUACUGAUUGAUGGCCCUGCUGAUUGGGAUACCGCGUUUCCAAGGGACCUAGAGGGUGCUCUAAACGCUACUCGCUCUGAGAUGACUUAUGGUUCUCGUCUCAAUCGUUUUGCUUUGGUUGAGGAUGCUGAGUUUGGCAACCAUUUCAUCUUGGCAUCACACCAUGCCGUCCAUGACGGUUGGACACUUCGAAUCAUCAUGAACACACUCUACGGUAUAUACUUGAACCAGGAUCUUCCUCGUCUUCUCCCGUACUCUGUCUUUAUCAGUUACACAGUCAAUGUUGAUAAAGAAGAAGCCAGCAGCUUCUGGAGCGAGCAGAUGAGAGAUGCUAAGCGUGCUACAUAUCCUGCAAUGCCCCGCAUAGAAUCUCAUACCGGUAUCACUCGGAUGAUGAAUCUAACGAUAUCUUUCCCUCCAUCCGUCAAGACUGUUAACACAAAAGCUACAAUUCUUCGUGCCACUUGGGCGGUUCUUCUUUCUCGUUACUGUGAUUCUGACGAUAUCACAUUUGGAACCACCGUGUCCGGUCGUCAGGCUCCUGUGCCUGGCCUAACCGAAAUGCCAGGUCCAGUCGUUGCAACAGUGCCAAUUCGAGUUCGUCUUAACCCUAACCAGACAGUGUCUCAGUUUUUGAGAAAUAUACAGUCACAAGCAACUGAUAUGAUUGCCUUUGAGCAAUUCGGUCUUCAGAAUAUCAUCAAGUUGAGCACCGAUGCUAAAAAUGCAUGCGAAUUCUCUUCGCUUCUUGUUAUACAACCUCGAGCCAUUUUAGAUUCGAUCACAGGCAAAGAAUCUUCUGAUUCUUUCUUGACGGCAGCAGUUGAAGCGAGAAGCGGUGAGCAACUGAUGCAAAAUUAUUUCACUUAUCCUCUUGUGAUCCAAGGACAUGUUUUUGACGAUUCCGUUGAGCUUCUUCUCACAUACGACUCGACCAUCUUAUCAGAAGGCCAAAUGCAGGCUCUCUCUCACCAGUUCGAUACUGUAGCAAGACAGCUAGUCAAUGAAUCUAAUGAUCUCCUUAGUUCAAUUGCCAUCUCCGGCGAAUGGGAUCUUGAGCAAGCUAAGAGGUGGAAUGUUGAAAAGCCCGAAAUUCUGGAUACUUGCAUCCACACUCUUAUCGAAAAUCAAGCACUCGUCAAUCCAGAUGCACCAGCUGUCUCCGCCUGGGAUGGUGAGAUGAACUACAGCCAGCUCAACACCGCUGCUAAUAAGCUAGCCCAUCAUAUACUCAAGGCAGGCGUCGAGACUGGUGAUCUGGUUCACGUUUGCUUUGAGAAAUCUCUCUGGUUCUUUGUUUCUAUUAUUGCAAUCAACAAGGUUGGCGCUGCCUGGGUACCGCUCGAUCCGUCUCACCCUGAACAGCGUCUAUGUCAGGUUGUCAGCCAGACGUUGGCCAAACUAGCGCUUUCAUCACCUGCCAAUGCUGUCCUUUGCAGUAAAUUGGUUGAGCACGUCAUUGAAGUCUCCCCUAGUUUCAUUGAUGAUAUCUCCAAGAUUUACGAUGGCGUUAAUAGCCCAGCUGUCAACGUACCAUCGAGCAACGCUGCAUAUGUCCUUUUCACCUCAGGCAGUACAGGAACGCCUAAGGGUCUCGUUAUGCAGCACAGCGCUGUCUGCACAAGUCAAAUUGCUAUAGCUACGAGGCUUCGUCUCACGCCGGACGUCAGAAUUCUUCAAUUUGCUGCCUACGUCUUUGAUCUCUCUAUUGGUGAAAUUGUGGCACCCUUGAUCCAUGGAGCCUGCAUUUGCGUGCCAUCAGAAGAUAUCAGAAUGAACGGUCUGGAGAAAUUUAUUCGGGAUAAAAACAUCAAUUGGGCAUAUUUGACGCCUUCUUUCGUUCGAACAUUGAGGCCUGAGGAUGUACCCAGUCUCGAGCUGUUGCUUCUAGCCGGCGAGGCUGUUGGAAGAGACAUACUUACCACAUGGUUCGGUAAGGUACGGUUGAUCAAUGGCUGGGGGCCUGCUGAAACUUGCGUGUUCUCUACUUUACACGAGUGGUCUUCUGUUGAUGAAUCCCCCUUGACAAUCGGAAGACCUGUCGGAGGGUGCUGUUGGAUCGUUGAUGCCGAAGACUCGAAUAAGCUGACGCCAAUUGGCUGUUUGGGUGAAGUCGUUCUACAAGGCCCAACACUGCUCCGCGAAUACCUCGCUGAUCCGCAGAGGAGUAAAGAGGCUAUUAUCACCUCACUGCCGCCAUGGGUGCCGAAAAGAAACUCUAAUGCUCAGGCCUGGGGCCGCUUUUACAAGUCAGGCGACCUGUGCUUCUACAAUUCGGAUGGCACGCUCGAGUUUUAUAGCCGAAAAGAUACUCAAGUCAAGAUUCGUGGUCUUCGCGUGGAAUUAGGCGAAGUUGAACACCAUAUUCGUGAAUCACUCGAAGGUGUCAAGCAGGUUGCUGUUGAUGUUUUAAAAUCAGAAACAGGAACGAAUCUGGUUUCAUAUGUCUGCUUUAACGACGAAUCUCGCCCUGUCUCAUCAGAUCUCAAAGCCAGCGACAUCUAUCUCCCUCUCGAUGUUAAUACCCAGACUCGUAUUACCGCCAUGGUCGGCGAGCUUAGCGUGACUCUUCCGCGCUAUAUGAUCCCUACUAUGUUUAUUCCCUGCAAAUUUAUGCCUACCAUUACUUCUACGAAAUUGGAUAGGAAGACACUGAAGGCAUUGACAGCCUCUCUUGACAGGGAUGACCUGAUGUAUUAUUCGCUAAUCAACAGUAAGAAGCGGGUCCCCGAGACUGAGAUGGAAACUCGUCUCCAGGCCAUCUGGAGCACGAUUCUUAAUCUUCCCAUUGAAUCCAUUGGUCGCGACGAUAGCUUCCUCCAGAUUGGUGGUGAUUCUAUUACUGCGAUCUACUUGGUGUCAAAGGCUCGUGAAGAAGGUAUCUCUCUUAUCAUCAAAGAUAUCUUCGACGAUUCUCGUCUACUUGCUGUUGCAUCUAAGGCGGCUGUUCUAGAAGAAAACCAGGAGCAAGAAGUGCCUGUUGCCCCCUUCAGUCUUUUGGACGAGCAAACUCGCGCCCUGGUGCUUGGCGGCGAAGUUCGCAAAUCUUGCAGUCUUACUGAUGACCAAACCAUUGAAGAUGCUUAUCCUUGUACUUCACUGCAAGAGGGUUUAAUGGCCUUGACCGUGAGGCAGCCGGGCUCGUAUGUCGCCAAGUACGUUUAUAAGCUUGCCAAGUUCGUCGAUAUAGAUCGAUUGAAAUCUUCAUGGAAUCGUACUAUUGAGCUUUGUGGUAAUAUGCGGACGCGAAUUGUCCUGCUGAAUGGGACGCCAAUCCAGCUGCUCCUUGAAGAAGACAAUCAGUGGCAAUCGCUAGAGAAUGAUACACUUACCACAAUCACCAAUAGUGCUCGCGACUUGGAGAUGGGCUAUGGAACUCCUCUCUGCUGGUACGGAAUAAUUGAGGAAAAUAAUACCAAAUAUUUUGUGUGGUCAGCCCAUCACUCGAUAUAUGACGGUUGGGUGUUGCGCAUUUUGGUGACUACCCUAUAUACAGUCUAUUUCGGCGGGGAGGUUGCAGCUUUAAGGCCUUAUUCUGGCUUCAUAAAAUACAACAUGGAGCUAGAUAAUACGGCUGCAGCAGAUUUCUGGAGAGAGCAACUGUCCGGUUCCAAGAGGGCUGCUUUCCCAGCCCGCCAAACUGGUUCAUCACCAUCAACGCAAGUGUCCCAGUUCACUAUGAGCUUGAGACAGUCUAAGCGGAGCACCAUCACAGUGGCUUCUACUUUGAGGGCUGCUUGGGCGAUUGUUUUGGCGCGAUACUGUGACACUGAUGAUGUGAGCUUUGGUACUACUGUGUCCGGUCGCCAUGCCCCGGUUGCUGGUUUAGAGACUAUGCCAGGUCCUAUGAUUGCAACUGUUCCUAUUCGAGUUCACUUGGAUCGCGCGACCACCAAGUCCCAAUUCCUCGCUCAGAUUCAAAACCAAGCACAUGAGAUGGUACCCUAUGAACAGUUUGGCCUUCAGAACAUUUCUAAACUAAGCCGGGAUGCUAGAGAUGUUUGUGACUUCUCGAGUUUGCUUGUUAUUCAGCCACCUGCAACCACCGUCUCGGAACAAGACGCUGAAACCAACAUCUUAGUCUAUGGUGACGAAGAACAGAGCCGCACAGCCGAUGCCAUGCAAAAUUAUUUUAAUUAUCCUCUCGUGAUUAUCAGCAAUACUUUCGAGGACCAUAUUUUGCAGCGCUUCUUCUUUAACCCCAAUGCCUUGACUGAGGCUCAAGUAUCUGCCCUCUCUAAUCAUAUUGACAAUGUUGUACAACAACUUUUAGUCGAGACUGAUGAUACACUUGCGAGUAUUAAUCUUGUUGGAGAUUGGGAUGUUCAACACGCUCUUGCAUCCACUCAACUUAAGCCUCCUACGGAGUCAUGCACCCAUUGGCUUAUACAAGAGCGCAUUAAGACCCAACCCAACGAUCCAGCUAUCGCUUCUUGGGAUGGCAACCUUACCUACGCAGAAUUGGGUAUAUUUGCAUCUCGUCUCGCGUGGAGGCUUCAGUCGCUCGGCGUUGGACCCGAAUCUCUUAUCCCGCUAUGCUUCCCUAAGUCUACGUGGGCAGUUGUUACCAUGGUUGCUAUUGAAAUGGCUGGUGGUGCCUUUGUUCCUCUUGACCCUAAUGCACCUGUUGCUCGCCUUCGCGGUAUCAUUGAAGAUACCAAGUCAUCUUUAGCUGUUGCUAGCCCAUCAUGCCAAGACACUUUGCGUGAUAUAGGUAUCGAGGUACUUGCUGUCGAUGAGGCUCUUUUAAUUGAGCUAUCUGAUCCCGCGGGCGGUAUCAAAUCUGUGGUACAGCCAGAUGAUGCAAGCGUCAUAUUAUUUACAUCAGGAUCAACUGGAAAGCCUAAAGGAAUGGUCAUCCAGCACAACAAUUUGUGCUCUUCUGGAAAUGCCUAUGGUAGCGACCUCAACAUCGGACCCGGCACGCGCGUAUUCCAGUUCUCUGCCUAUACCUUCGAUGUUGGCGUACUAGACUGCCUCGUUUCUCUUAUGCGUGGCGCAACUGUUUGCAUUGCGUCGGACCAUGCUCGUCUCAAUGACCUUGCAGGGGCUAUCAAUGCAACAAAGGCCAACUGGGUGUUCCUUACGCCUACGGUAGCGGAUUUUCUCUCACCAGCUGACGUUCCUGAUCUCAAGGUUCUCUGUUUGGGUGGCGAGGCCAUUAGUAAGAGAUGUGCAGACCGCUGGAUCAGUCACACCGAAGUGCAUGGCUUAUACGGCCCUGCGGAAGCUUCUAUCUGUGCCUGGAAUCCUGCUGUUGGUAAGAUUGGCCGGUCAACUAAUCUUGGAAGGCCAAUUUCUUCAGCUUUCUGGGUAGUUGAACCUACCGAUUAUAAGAGACUUGUUCCUAUAGGAUGCAUCGGUGAACUUCUUAUUGAAGGCCCAAUGCUUGCUCGAGGAUAUCUAAAUGUCACCGCCGAAGUUGCGUCCAACUGGAUGCAGAAUGUCGACUGGCUUCCAGGGGACAGUAAAAAGAGAGUUUACAGGACUGGCGAUUUAGUUCGACGCAACGCUGAUGGUACUUUCGAUUUUAUUGGCCGUAAAGAUACCCAAGUCAAGCUUCAUGGUCAGCGUGUCGAACUUGGCGAAAUCGAGUCACGUAUCCACGAAUUCCUGCCAGAGAAUAUGGACGCUAUCGUGGCUGUUGUCAAGGAUGAACAAGAGCAUGACAAUUUGUUCGCUUUCUUAUGGUACACGGAAGGCGAAGUAGCCGCUCAGUCAACUCUCCAUUUACUGGAAACCGUUACAGACGAUGCUCGUUCUACGAUUUCUGACAUUGACUCAUCGCUCGGAAUGGUAUUGCCCUCCUAUAUGAUUCCAUCAUCUUAUCUGCUGUUUGAGGGUAAACCUGAACAGACGGUUAAUGGUAAAAUCAACCGCAAUGCUCUGCUCGCUCACGCCCACAACUUAUCAACACACGAUCGCUUGCGAUUUGCGCCUGUUGUUGGAAAGAGUGAACCACCAAGCACUCCUCUGGAAUUCAAGCUUAGAGAACUAUGGGCCCAGGUGUUACAGAUUGAUCCUGAGUCUAUUGGCAAGAAUGAUAGCUUUCUCCGCAUUGGAGGAGACUCAAUCAGCGCUAUUAAGCUCGUCUCCUUGGCACAGCAGAACAAUAUUGCACUUACAGUGGCUACCAUCUUCAACGAUCCUCGCUUAUCGCACAUGGCCGAAGCUGCUAACACUGAUGAAAUCCUGCCCGUAUACGAAACUAAGCCUUUCAGCAUCAUCCCUGCCUCUGUCAUGGAUGCCGUCUUUACCGAAGUACGAUCUCAGUGCACCGAUCUUUCCCUCACCGCAAUUAUCGAAGAUGUCUAUCCUUGCACUCGAUUACAGGAAGGUCUGAUGGUUCUAGCAGUCAAACAGCCUGGAUCAUAUAUUGCGAAACAUCUAUACCGCCUUACUUCUGGUGUCGAUAUCGAGCGCUUCAAGUAUGCUUGGGAUCAGACGGUUGAAGCUUGUGCAGCACUCAGGACGCGAUUUGUCCUUGUUGAUGGCUCUGCCUACCAAGCUGUCAUAAAAGACUCUGUUGAGUGGCAUACGUCGUCUGAUCUCCGCUCUUUCAUCAUGUCCGCAGAAAAUUCCCAAGUGGGCUAUGGUUCGCCUCUCUGCCGAUAUGCUAUUAUCAACCAAGAUGGAGAGAAAUAUUUCGCUUGGAAUAUCCACCAUACUAUCUUCGACGGAUGGACUUUGCCUCUGAUAAUGGGUACGCUUCACGCGUUCUACCGUGGCACUGAUGUUCCCUCGCUCCUCCCAUAUGCCGGCUUUGUGAAGUAUGUGAUGGAUAUGGAUUAUAGCGCCGCCAGCAAAUACUGGAGUGAACAGCUUUCUGGCGCUAGGAAAGCCAUAUUUCCUCCUGGAAGUGAAGCAAUCCAGAGCAAAAAGUUGGAGAAUUCGACUCGUGUGAUGAACAAGACAAUCCACUUUCCACGAUCUACCGACACGUCAAUCACAAAAGCAUCCGUCCUCCGAGCCGCCUGGGCUAUUGUGCUCGCACGAUAUAAUGAUUCUGAUGAUAUUUGCUUUGGAACUACUGUUUCCGGUCGUCAUGCCCCUGUUCCUGGAAUAGAGCGGAUGCCUGGUCUUGUCCUUGCGACUGUUCCGGUUCGCGUUAAGCUUGAUCAGGAGCAAUCUUUGGAUAACUUCUUACAAAGUAUCCAGUCACAAGCCUCUGAAAUGGUCGCUUACGAGCAAUUUGGUAUCCAAAACAUAUCCAAACUAAACGCCCAAGCUAAGGAAGCCUGCGACUUUACUAGCUUGUUAGUCGUGCAGCCAGUCCAGCAUAUCACAUCCACUGGCAGCGACGAGGGAGAGGCCAUUCUCACUGCUGCUAUAGCUGAGGACAUUCAAACUGCUGAGAUGCUCGAGAACUAUUUCAAUUAUCCCUUGGUUCUGCAGUGCAAUUUGCUUGAUGACAGCGUCAAUUUUGUCCUUGUCUACGAUUGCGACAUUAUUGCUGAACACCAGCUUAUUGGCCUGUCUCACCAAUUCGAACAUGUGGUUUCUCAACUCCUUAGACAAGGUAAUAGCUCUCUAUCCAGCAUUUCAGUGGCAAGCGAAUGGGACUUGGAGUUCUCACGUGCCGCAAACCAUGAUGAACCCGCUGUUAUCGAUGACUGCAUCCACAAUUUGAUUGAGCAACAAGCCCUCAUCAAUCCCAACCUUGAAGCUAUAAGCGCUUGGGAUGCCAAAUUUACUUACGCCGAAUUGGAUCGUUCUGCUAAUAGAUUAGCAAAUUAUCUCAUUCAGUCCAUGGGCGUAAGACUUGGCGACUUUGUUCAUGUAUGUUUCGAGAAGUCGGCUUGGUAUGUGGUCUCGAUUUUAGCAAUUAACAAAGCUGGAGCUGCUUGGAUUCCUCUUGACCCGUCACAUCCUGCUGAACGCCACCAGCAAAUUGUUGGCCAAACAGGAUCAAAAUUAGCUCUCACUUCCACAGCUAAUUUUGAUAAAUGUGUUGGUCUAGUAGCCCGCGUUUUGGAGGUGACAGAAGAGUUUAUCGAUGCCUUGGCAGAGCAAUAUAACGACAGGAAGUCGUUUACCAACGUUACGCCCCAAGAUGUGGCUUAUAUACUUUUUACUUCUGGAUCAACUGGUGUUCCCAAGGGCGUUGUUAUAGAACAUGGAGCUCUCUGUAGCAGUCAAACAUCCUACAGCAGGAGACUCGGCCAUGCUCCUGGUGUUCGAAUGCUUCAAUUUUCGUCAUUUGUGUUUGACGCAAGCAUUGCCGAAAUAUACGCUCCGCUCAUUUCAGGCGCCUGUGUCUGUAUUCCGUCUUGGAAGACGCAAAUGAAUUCACUAGCAGGCUAUAUAUGCGAGGAAAAUGUCACAUGGGCACUGAUAACCCCUUCUUUGGCGCGCACCAUAGAUCCGCACGAAGCCCCUUGCUUGGAGGUCUUGAUGCUCGGUGGUGAAGCUGUUAGCCAGGAUGUUUUCGAGCUUUGGUUUGGCAAACUUCGUCUGUUUAAUGCCUGGGGUCCUACUGAAUCUUGUGUUUUUGGCUCUUUACAUGAAUGGGAGUCUAUAAACGAAUCGUAUAUGACAAUUGGACGCCCACUUGGUGGCUACUGCUGGAUUGUUGACCCUGAAGAUCCGCAAAAGCUAGCCCCAACAGGUACUUUUGGAGAAGUUGUUAUUCAAGGACCUAAUUUGCUUCGCGAAUAUCUUGCAGACAAAGAUAAGACUGCCUCAGCAAUCGUUACUAGUCUUCCUGAUUGGGCUCCUCAUCGCCACUCUCGCCACUAUAACAGGUUCUAUAAGACCGGUGAUUUAGCAAGGUAUAACCCUGACGGAACUAUCCAAUACUACAGCCGAAAAGACACGCAAGUCAAGAUUCGAGGUUUGCGUGUGGAAUUGGGCGAAGUUGAGCAUCAUAUCCGCCAAAAUCUUGAUGGCGUCCGACAGGUCGCUGUGGCUGUAUUUGAGACUGAUGCUGCUGUCAAUCUUGUAUCAUUUGUCUGCUUCAAUAACGAUACGCUUCCGGCUAGCAUGACUAGCGAUCUGACGAGCGAUGAUAUUGUCUUGCGACUAACGGGCAAACUCAAAGAUAAUAUUACUAGUUUACUAGGUCAUCUCAAUGUUGUCUUGCCCGGAUAUAUGGUUCCCACCUUGUUUAUUCCUUGCAAGGCCAUGCCGCUCGUCACUUCUGCUAAAGAACAGCUUGAAGAAUAUGCUCUCAUCGAUGACGAUAAAAAGCAGCCGGAGACUCAGAUGGAGCACCUCUUGCAAAACCUUUGGGCCAUCGUUCUGAAUAUUCCCACUACCUCAAUCGGUCGUGACGAUAAUUUCUUGAGAAUCGGUGGUGACUCCAUCGCUGCUAUUCGCCUCGUUGCCAAGGCCCGUCAGAGCGGCAUCUCUAUCAGCGUUGACGAUAUAUUCAGUGAUCCUCGACUCCUUGCUAUUGCAGCUAAAGCGACGAGCCUAAGUGAGGAUGUUAAAGAAAUUGUUGUCAUUGAGCCAUUUGCCCUUAUUGAUGAGGCUCACCAGAGCAUGAUUCGUAGCAACUCACUUGGUCUCCAGUUAUCAACUGAUAUGGAAAUCGAAGAUGCGUUCCCUUGCUCUAAGUUGCAGGAGGGUCUGAUGGCUUUAGCUGUGAAGCAACCGGGCUCAUACAUUGCCAAAUUCCACUAUCGCUUGCCUGCUUACAUCGAUGUAGCCCGAUUUAAGAAUGCUUGGGAACAAACUAUUAGACUGUGUGCUAAUAUGCGUACUCGGAUUAUCAAUGUUCACGGCAUGGCAAUUCAAACUGUGAUCAAUAAUGAUAUCGCCUGGGAGGAUACGACUGGCAUGACAUUAAUGUCGUAUCUACACGCUACUAAACAGACAGAAAUGGGCUAUGGCUCUCGCCUUUGCCGUUACGCACUGAUCGAGGAAGAGGGCCAGGAUAUCCAGUUCUUGUGGAGCAUUCAUCACGCCGUCUUCGACGGCUGGACAACGCCCAUCAUUCUCGGCGCUCUACACAGCGCUUAUAGAGGUCUCGAAAUGCCUCAAGUCGAAAACUAUGCUAGAUUCAUCAAAUAUACGAUGGAUAUGAGUUAUCAAGAUGCUAGCGAGUAUUGGAUGAGGGAACUUCACGAUGUUAAGAAGGCUACGUUUCCGUCUACUGUUUCGAUUGAGGCGUCUGAUAAGAGCGACGUGACGCGAUUCAUGGAAACAAGAAUCGAUCUACCUCAGACCACCGUGGGCGUCACCAAAGCCACUAUCCUUCGUGCAGCCUGGGCCAUGGUCCUUGCACGCUACUGCGAUACAGAUGACGUUUGUUUCGGAACGACAAUCUCAGGUAGACAAGCCCCUGUUUCGGGAUUGAUGGAGAUGCCGGGACCAGUUAUCGCAACGGUGCCAAUCCGAGUUCGUCUAGAUCAGCAAAAGUCUGUGGAUGACUUCCUUCAAGACAUUCAAGGCCAAGCUACUAAAAUGCUUCCUUACGAGCAGUUUGGUCUUCAGAAUAUCGGCAAAUUGAGUGUAGAUGCGAAAGAUGCUUGCAACUUUUCAUCACUUCUUGUUAUUCAGCCAACGCAAAAUAUAAUAUAUAAUAACGAGGACGAAGAGACUCUGCUGGCUACUCCUGAAUCUGCGGUCGAAACCAAGGAAGAAGUCAUGCAAAACUACUUCUCAUAUCCAUUGGUUAUCCAAGCUCAUUUACAUGAGGACUUCAUCAAUCUUGUACUAAUCUACGACUCUGUUGCUCUGCCAGAGGAACAACUUUUUGCCCUUUCUCAGCAAUUUAAACAUGUUGUUGAGCAGUUAAUCCUUGAACCUCAAUCGGCCCUCGGAUCAAUCUCUAUCGCUUCUGAAUGGGAUGUCGCACAAUGUCUCAAAUUUAAUUCUGAAAUCCCUGAUAUUGUCGACUCUUGUGUUCAUCAGCUUAUUGAAAACCAAGCCAAAAUUCGUCCUGAUGCAAUGGCAAUUAGGGCUUGGGACAUGGACUUGACCUAUUCUGAAUUCGACCGUGCUGCUAACCGACUCGCCAAUUAUCUUACGGCCAGCUAUAACAUCAAAACAGAUGACUUAAUACACGUCUGCUUUGAGAAGUCAGCUUGGUUCUUUGUAUCUAUCCUGGCUAUAAAUAAAGCAGGCGCUGCUUGGGUGCCCCUCGAUCCUACUCACCCGGAACAGCGACUUCGACAAGUCGUGUCUCAGACGCGUGCUACGAUUGCGCUAACUUCGGUUGCCAACAGAGACUUGAUGUCUGGUUUGGUCGAGUCCGUGGUUACUGUAAGCUCGGAACUUGAUCUACUGCUAUCCGAAAUUGAGGAAAACAGCCAAAGGGGCCCGGCAACAACUGUGGCUUCAGACAAUGCUGCCUAUGUUUUGUUUACCUCUGGAUCAACGGGUAUACCAAAGGGUCUAGUCAUGCAGCACGGCUCCGUGUGCACAUCUCAAACAGCUAUUGUCAAAAGACUAGGUCUGACACCCGAUGUACGCAUGUUACAAUUCGCUGCCUUUGUGUUCGACCUUUCUAUCGGCGAGAUAGUCGCACCUUUAAUAACAGGCGCUUGUCUAUGCAUACCGUCGGAGCAUACCAGGAUGAAUAACCUCACCCAGUUUAUCCGAGAAAUGGACAUCAAUUGGACCUUCCUCACGCCUUCAUUCAUCCGUACAAUUGACCCAGCAGAAGUUCCAGGACUUGAGCUUGUUCUACUAGCCGGCGAGGCUGUGCCGAAGGACGUCUUAGCCACCUGGUUUGGCAAGGUUCGUUUAAUCAACGGGUGGGGGCCUGCUGAGACCUGUGUAUUUUCAACACUCCACGAAUGGAAGUCAGUCAACGAAUCUCCUCUUACAGUUGGUAAGCCAGUCGGUGGUUUCUGCUGGGUUGUUGAUCCAGCAGAUCCUCAUCGCCUAGCUCCAACCGGAACGAUUGGAGAGGUUGUUAUUCAAGGUCCGACCUUAUUACGCGAAUAUCUAUCAAAUCCUGAACGAACUAAGUCUUCCACUGUGUAUAAUCUUCCCAACUGGGCGCCCCGCCCUGAUGCCGAACAUUGGAAUAAAUUCUAUAAGUCUGGCGAUCUUUGCUAUUACAAUCAAGACGGCACCAUUGAAUUCGCAACUCGUAAAGACACCCAAAUAAAGAUCCGUGGUUUACGUGUAGAGCUCGGAGAGGUUCAGUAUCAUAUCCAACAGGCACUUCCUACGGCCAGACAAGUCGCUGUCGACGUAUAUCAGGGCGAAAAUGGUACAAAUCUUAUCGCGUAUUUAUGUUUCAGCGAUGAGACUCGAACUGCAGGCAUUAGCAGUGAUGCUUUUGACGAUUUAUUCUUGCCAAUUGACGAAGAUUUGCAGUCUCAAUUGGCAUCAGUUGCUGGCCAGCUCCGUAUUUCACUGCCUCGAUAUAUGAUUCCCACAAUGUUCAUCCCUUGCAGUUACAUGCCUUUCAUCACCUCAACUAAGCUUGACCGUAAUAAGCUGAAAACGCUCACUGGGGCACUAGAAAGGGCGCAAAUCGCCCAAUAUUCCCUCCUUGGCGAGAAGAAACGAUCCCCAGAAACUCCAAUGGAAGUCUUCUUCCAGAAGCUGUGGUCUGAGCUACUUGGAAUUCCGAUUGAAUCCAUCGGUCGUGACGAUAGCUUCUUGGGCCUUGGUGGCGAUUCCAUAACUGCGAUUCACAUGGUCAGCGCCGCCCAAGAGUCUGGUAUUUCGCUUUCUGUCAAAGAAAUAUUUGACGACCCGCGUCUAUCUGCCGUUGCUGGCAAAUCUCGAGAGGUUGGAGAGGACGAGCAGAUGUCCGUCGUCGAUACCACUCCAUUCUCCAUCGUUGAUACUACUCUAUACAACCUAGCUGUCAGCGAUGAGGUCCGCAACCUUUGCGGCUUGGCAGUCAACGAAGAAGUUGAGGAUGCCUAUCCGACAACUACAUUCCAAGAAGGUCUAAUGGCUCUUUCGGUAAAACAGCCGGGCUCGUACAUUGCAAGAUAUGCCUACAGACUAUCUCAAGACGUUCACAUUGCCCGCUUUAAGGCGGCCUGGGAACGUACUGUAUCGCUCUGUACUACCAUGCGUACUAGAAUAGUUCUCCUUGACGGCAAGUGCAUACAGAUAGUCAUCAAAGAGGAUUCUGUUUGGCAGCCUCAAGAACACAAGAAUGCCCUUAGCAUCAUCAAGGCGGCUCAAAAAACCGAGAUGACCUAUGGUUCUCGCCUUUCUCAAAUUCUCCUGGCUGAUGACGACAAUGGAGACAAAUACUUCUUCUGGACAAUUCAUCACGCAGUUCACGAUGGCUGGACUGUUCGUCUUAUAAUGACUACUUUCCAGAGUAUUUAUCAUAACUUGGAGUUGCCUGUACUUAGACCCUACUCAGGCUUUAUUCGAUAUCUAACGGCCAUCAAUCCCCAAGAUACCGUCAAGUACUGGACUCAACAGCUUCAAGGAGCCAGCAAGGCAUCUUAUCCUCCCGUCACGGCAACUUCCAUGUCAAAUGGAGUCACACGAGUCACCACCAGGACAAUCCAAGUUCCUGCUUCAGCUAAUGCCGCUAUCACUAAAGCUACAAUAAUACGCGCGACUUGGGCUAUUUUACUCGCACGUUAUUGCGAUACUGAUGACAUAACUUUCGGUACAACGAUAUCUGGCAGACAAGCUUCAGUGUCGGGUCUCAUGGAUAUGCCUGGUCCUGUGGUCGCAACUGUUCCCGUGCGUGUACGUCUGGACCAGACACAGACUAUUGGCAAGUACCUCCAGGCUAUCCAGAAUCAAGCUCAUGAGAUGGUUCCAUAUGAGCAAUAUGGUUUGUCAAACAUUGGAAAGAUCAGCCCCGACUUCAGGGAAGCGUGUGACUUUACGAGUUUGCUGGUUGUACAGCCUCGAACUCACUUGGACUCACGCGGCAAAGGAACCCCUGAUGAAGCUGAAGCUACAUCAUCUUCGCUACUGUUGCCUGCUUAUACUGAGGGCAAUUCAGCUGAAGAAGCGAUGCAAGGUUACUUUUCUUAUCCUCUUGUUGUCCAGGGCCACCUCCUCAGUGAUUCAAUUGAGUUAGUUAUGACCUAUGACUCUUCAGAGCUCUCUGAAUUGUCUAUGCAAGCACUAUGCUAUCAAUUCGAGCAUGUGGCCUCGCAGCUAUUCACAGACGAAGGUCACACAUUAGGCGACUUGACAGUUGCAUCCGAUUGGGAUCUUCAUCGUGCCACUGGGUUUAAUUCAGAGUUUCUAGAGAUUAUGGACACUUGUAUCCAUCAUCUUAUCGAACUGCGUGCAAAGGAAGCUCCUGACUCGCCAGCUAUCUGGGCCUGGGAUGGGGAGUUGACUUAUGGUCAGCUUAAUGAAGCAGCCAAUAAGCUAGCCCACUAUCUCAUUAAUGAGUAUGACGUACAAGUUGAGGAUCUCAUCCACGUCUGCUUCGAAAAAUCUAUUUGGUACUGGGUAGCUAUCUUUGCUAUCAACAAGGCUGGUGCUGUAUGGGUACCUCUAGAUCCAUCCCAUCCUGAGCAACGUAUCCGCCAGGUUACUUCGCAAACUCAGUCUAAGUUGGCUCUCGUAUCCAAUAAUACCCGAAGUCUGAUUUCCGGUAUUAUCGACCAAGUAGUUGAAGUUUCUCCUGCCUUGUACGAGAAGAUCAACAGCUCGCUCGGCGCAAAUGAUCCUCAGAUCCCAGUCUCAUCUCACAACGCCGCCUAUGUGUUAUUUACUUCCGGAUCUACGGGCGUGCCUAAGGGUCUAGUAAUGACCCAUGGUGGUUUCGCAACCAGCCAGACUGCUAUCAGGAAGAGAAUGGGUAUCAGCUCAAGUAACCGGACGCUCCAAUUUGCAUCGCACGUGUUUGACCUGUGUCUUGGCGAAAGUAUACUACAACUGAUUUCGGGCGCCUGUAUGUUCAUUCCUUCUGAGCAUACUCGUAUGAAUGGUCUGAAAGAAUUCAUCGCUGAGCAUGAAAUCAACACUCUUUUGCUCACACCAUCUUUUGUGCGGACCUUGAGUCCGGACCAAAUCCCCUCGGUCACCCUUUUGCUAUUAGCUGGUGAAGCCGUCCCUCGCGACAUACUUACCACCUGGUUUGGUAAAGUUCGAUUGUGGAACGGUUGGGGUCCUGCUGAGACUUGUCUAUUCAGCUCUCUGCAUGAGUUCCAAUCCGUGGAUGAGUCGCCAUUAACAAUUGGCCGUCCUGUAGGAGGCUUCUGUUGGGUCGUAGACCCGACAAAUCCCAACAAGCUCGCCCCUAUCGGCACAAUGGGCGAAGUUGUCAUCCAAGGUCCAACAAUCUUACGGGAAUAUCUCGCCGACGUCGAGCGUACUAAAGCCACCACAAUGUAUGAGCUGCCUGCCUGGGCACCAUACCGAGAUCAACCCUCUUGGUCGCGAUUCUUCAAGUCCGGUGAUUUGGCUUCAUACAAUACCGAUGGCACACUUGAAUUCUCCAGCAGGAAGGAUACACAAGUCAAGAUUCGCGGCCUUCGUGUGGAGCUUGGCGAAGUUGAGUAUCACGUCCGGAGUGGCCUUGAAGGCGCUCGUCAAGUUGCCGUUGACGUUUUCACGACUGAUUCUGGAACAAGACUUAUUACAUACAUCUGUUUCUCUGAUGAAACGCGCACUGCCGGUAUUUCUCAAUCAGAUGAAGAUAUUUUCCUACCUAUAACAGAAGAGCUUCAGACACAGCUUGCCAAGAUGAUCAGCCAGCUCAAUGUUACGCUACCUCGGUAUAUGGUACCUUCGCUCUUCGUUCCAUGUCGCUACAUGCCCUUCAUCACGUCCACCAAGCUUGACAGAAAUAAACUAAAGAGGCUCGUUUCUGAAUUGAAUGAAGAUGACUAUGCUGCCUAUUCCCUGCGCAACGGCGUCAAGCGCUUACCCGAGACCGAAAUGGAAACUCGCAUGCAAGAGCUUUGGUCUGCCGUAUUGCACAUGCCCAAAGAAGAAAUUGGCUGUGAUGACAGCUUCUUGCAAAUUGGCGGUGAUUCAAUUACGGCUAUCAAGCUUGUUACAAACGCUCGUGAGGCUGGUAUCUCUAUUGCGGUUAAGGAUAUCUUUGACGAUCCUCGCCUUUCCAAGCUUGCCUUAGUUGCUGCUGACAACUCUGGUCGCAUCAACACUUCUACAAUUAUCGAGCCUUUUAGCUUGCUUGAAGAAUCGCUUACCAAGUCUCUCAUCUCUGAUGCUGCGAAGGAGCAGUGUCAUCUCUCUGGAGAUGAUCUGCUUGAGGAUGCCUAUCCCUGCACAAAGCUACAGGAAGGACUUAUGGCCCUCGCAAUCAAGCAGCCUGGAUCUUACAUUGCCAAGUAUCUCUAUCAACUUCCCGAUUAUGUGGAUAUUAGGAAAUUCCGUGUUGCUUGGGAGCGUACCGUUCUAAGCUGUGCCAAUCUGCGCACGCGCAUGAUUAUUGUACAUGGUAUUACCAUACAAGUCAUACUCAAGGAUGAUGUUGCUUGGGAUGAUACCUCUAAUGUUUCCCUUGGAACUUAUGCUCGUGACACGCUCCAAUUCGAAAUGGGAUACGCUCAGCGCCUGUGUCGUUAUGCGAUUAUUGAGGAAGAGGUUAGUAAUUACUUCGCUUUCAGCAUUCAUCAUACCGUCUUUGAUGGUUGGUCUCUUCCAUUGAUAAUGGGUACGUUGUCUGCAGCGUAUUACGGUCUUGAGCUUCCUUCUCUACAGUCGUAUGCUACUUUCGUCAAGUACACCAUGGAUCUGGACAACAAUAGCGCUUCCGAGUAUUGGAAGAUGCAACUUGACGGUGCCAAACGGGCAAGCUUCCCGCCAUCUAGUGACAAGUCUGGAGCUUCUCAGACUCGUGUCAUGAAUAAGGCUAUCGACUUCCCCAAGUCAAUAAACACGUCUAUCACAAAGGCUUCUAUCUUACGUGCUGCCUGGGCUAUUGUCCUUGCACGCUACUCAGAUAGCGACGAUGUCUGCUUUGGUACCACAGUCUCGGGUCGUCAUGCUGAUGUAACCGGCCUUGAAUCUAUGCCCGGUCUUGUCGUCGCUACCGUUCCUGUUCGUAUUCGCCUUGACAAGCAAAAGCCUCUCACUCAAUUCCUUCAAGAUGUACAAUCACAGGCUUCCGACAUGGUCGAUUAUGAACAGUUUGGCAUCCAAAAUAUCUCUAGACUUGGUUCUGACGAAAAGGAUGCUUGUGAUUUCACAUCUCUCUUGGCUAUCCAACCCGGUCAGCAUACGAGCGCUGAUAGCAAAAUCUCCGGUGAACAGAAUGCCCUUGUAAUUCCCGCUGCUUCACCCGAUGUUAAGGCAGAAGAAAUGUUGCAAAACUAUUUCUCUUAUCCCCUGGUUAUCCAGUGUCACCUCUUGGAGGACCUCGUCAAUUUGGUUUUCAUCUAUGAUUCUGAUGUCCUUGGCGAAGCUCAACUAAGCGCUAUCAUGCAUCAAUUUGACCAUGUUGUCCAGCAACUCCUUGCCCAGGGCGACGAAAUGCUGGGUGAGGUGUGUGUUUCAGGGCCUUGGGAUGCCCAACAGGCUGUGCAACUGAACAGCAAGAAGCCUGAUUUCAUUCACACUUGCCUUCACGACAUGUUCGCUGAGCAUGCUUCUAACAGCCCUCAUCACGAGGCCAUCUAUUCUUCAGAAGGUAGCCUCACUUAUGGUGAACUUGACCAUUUGACCGAUAUCGUUGCUACGCAUCUGAGCUCGUUGAAUGUUGGCCCAGAAACAGUCGUACCGUUCUGCUUCGAGAAAUCAAUGUGGGCUGUAGUUGCAAUUCUGUCUAUUCUCAAGGCAGGCGCCGCUUUUGUACCUCUUGAUCCGUCGCAUCCAAUCGGUCGCCGUGAAACACUAGUCAGGGAAGUUAAUGCUCGCGUGCUCAUCGCGUCUUCUAAUGCUAUCGCCUCGUGCGCUGGUAUGGCUGAGCAUAUCGUCGAGUUGUCACCCAGUGUAAUAAGCAAACUUGCCACUUCUAUAACUCCCAAGGUUCUCCCUAAGGUUGGACCGAGGAACACGGCUUACGUCUUGUUCACUUCUGGAUCGACGGGUAAACCAAAGGGCGUUGUCAUGCAGCAUGGCUCUUUCAGCUCUACAACCAUUGGAUAUGGCAAGGUUUAUAACCUUUCCCCAUCGUCGAGAAUCUUCCAGUUCUCCAAUUAUAUCUUCGACGGUAGUCUUGGUGAGAUUUUUGGGCCAUUAGCCUUUGGUGGAACCAUCUGUAUCCCUAGUGAUGAUGAGCGCCUUCAAUCCGCUCCCGACUUUAUGCACAAAGCCAGGGUCAACACAGCCAUGUUAACGCCGUCCUUUGUAAGAACUUUUACGCCAGAUAGGGUGCCACACCUGAAGACUCUUGUUCUCGGUGGCGAGGCUGCUUCUAAGAGCAUUCUGGAGAUGUGGGUUGACCGCGUUACUCUGUUCAACGGUUACGGACCUGCUGAGGCCUGCAACUACGCCACGACACACAUGUUCAAGUCCAGUGCUGAAUCUCCUCGUAUUAUUGGGUCUGGUUUCAAUGGUGCCUGCUGGGUUGUGGAACCAGACAAUCACAACAAGCUCGUGCCUAUAGGUUGUAUAGGCGAACUUGUCCUUCAGGGUCAUGCUCUGGCUCGCGGCUAUCUCAACGACAAAGUAAGGACGGAAGAGUCAUUCGUCAGCGAAAUUGGUUCCCUUCCAUCUUCUCUCCUGCACGAGCCAAAGCGAUUCUACCUCACCGGAGAUCUUGUCCGCUAUAACGCAGAUGGUGAAUUAGAGUACCUCGGGCGAAAGGACUCUCAAGUCAAGCUACGAGGCCAGCGUCUUGAGCUUGGUGAGAUCGAGUACACCAUCACUCAGUCACUUGAGAGCGUCCGCCACGUCGCUGUUGAUGUUCUUCAUAGACAGGCUGGCGAUGCACUGAUUGCUUUUGUCUCGUUUAUUGGCGAUGCGAGCGCGGAAUGGGUCACUGAUGACCUGCGCCUUAAUCUACUUGUUUCUGAUGAUGCGAUGAGAGCAACGCUCGGUAGUCUAAGAGAGAGUCUGAAGGCCACUCUCCCCGGUUAUAUGGUUCCCAGUAUCAUUCUCCCUCUCCAAUGCAUGCCUUUUAUCACAUCUAUGAAGCUUGAUAGAAAGCAGCUACAAGCCCUUGCAGGUUCUCUAUUAUCUGAGGAGCUCGCCACAUUUGCUCCUAGCAAAGCAGACAAGACUGAGCCGACAACUGAUAUGGAAUUCAAGCUGCGAGAUCUCUGGGCCCAGAUUCUUAAGAUUCCCACAGAAGAGAUUGGCAAGAACGAUAGCUUCCUUCAAGUUGGAGGCGAUUCUAUCUCAGCUAUUCAUUUGGUUACCCUAGCUCAAGAGCAUGGUAUCCAGCUCACUGUGGCAAACAUUUUCGCCGACCCCAGACUAUCUUCACUUGCUGCAUCUGCCGGCCUUGGUCAUGCCACCGACACGUAUGAAGCCGAGCCUUUUAGCUUAAUCUACCCUUCUGAGCGUGAAGCUGUCAUUGGCGAAAUCAAGCAACAAUGCAAUCUCUCUACCUCUCAGUCUAUUGAGGAUGCUUACCCUACUACCAAACUACAGGAAGGUCUUAUGGCUUUAUCUGUCAAACAGCCAGGCUCCUAUACAGCGCAGCACGUGUACCGUAUUCCUGAGCAGGUCGACAUUGAGAAGUUCAAGGCAGCUUGGGACAAGACUGUCGAGGUCUGCCUCAAUCUCCGAACUUCUAUUGUUCUUGUUGGCCUUAAGACUAUCCAAGCUGUGAUUAAAUGCAGUUCAGAGUCCUUGUGGGAACCUACCGAGGAUGUGUCGCUGCAGUCUUAUAUGCAAAAUGCAAUCCAAGCUUUCAACAUGGGCUAUGGCUCUCGUCUCUGCCGCUAUGCUCUUAUCGAGGAUGGCGGUGAUAGCUAUUUUGCCUGGCAUAUUCACCACUCUGUGUAUGAUGGCUGGACACAACCACUUAUCAUGUCCACUUUCUAUGCCGCCUACUUUGGCACGGAAAUGCCUCCUCUGCAGCCUUUCGCCCGCUUCGUCAAAUACGCGACGAACAUCGAUCAAAAUGAUGCUGCAGAGUACUGGAAACAGCAACUUCAUGAUGCCAAGCCGGCUUCAUUCCCAGCAGUUAACCAGCAACUUGCUGCCAAAGAUAGCAAGGUUGAUGUGACCCGGAUAUCGACGAAAUAUGUUGACUUCCCACGAUUGAAAAACACCUCUAUCACCAAGGCUACAAUCAUGCGAGCUGCCUGGUCAAUUAUUCUAGCUCAAUACUCCGGGACUGAUGAUGUAUGCUUCGGUACAAUAGUCUCCGGCCGCCAUGCUUCUGUUCCUGGUUUAGACUCUAUGCCUGGCCCUAUGGUUGCCACUGUUCCUGUCCGCGUCCGUCUUGAUAAGGAUCAGCCAACGUCGCGGUUCUUGCAUAACAUGCAGAAACAAGCGUCAGAAAUGGUUGCGUAUGAGCAGUUUGGUCUCCAAAACAUCGCUGCACUGGGCGCUGAAGCUAAGCAAGCAUGCGACUUUUCUAGUUUGCUUAUCAUCCAGCCUGUUCAACAACAGGCUGCUGACGAGAACGAAGUGGCCAAUACUGAUGCUCUCUUACUACCCGCCAGCUCUGAGCAUUCCACCGAAAGCUCCUUGCAGAACUUUUCUGACUAUCCAUUGGUUCUUCAAGUUAUUAUCAUGGAUGAUCAUUUCCAAUUGCUACUGAUUUACGAUAGCAAUGUUGUGACAGAAUUCCAAGCUACGUCCAUUUCUGAGCAAUUCAGCAAUGUCGCUAAACAGCUUGGUGCUCAAAAUGAUACAAUGAUUGACGAUAUCAAAGUCGCUGGAUCUUGGGAGCUUCAAAAACAACUCGAGUGGAAUAACAAAAUAUAUGGUCCUGCCGAUAUCACUCUACAUGGCCUCUUUUCCAAGCAGGCAGCCCGCAGACCAGAUCAUGAAGCUCUAUACAGCACUGAAGGAAGCAUGACUUAUGGCGAGCUUGACCAUCUGUCAACUCAGCUUGCUGUCUACCUCAGCCGCUUAGGUGUCCGACCUGAGACUAUUGUGCCAUUCUGCUUUGAAAAGUCAACAUGGACUAUUGUAGCAAUGUUGGGAAUUCUUAAAGCCGGCGGUGUUUUCAUCCCACUUGAUCCAUCACAUCCAACAAGCCGUCGCCAGGCUUUGAUUGAUGAAGUUUGCGCCCAGUUCAUGAUUGUAUCACCGAUGACCGCCCCCGACAGUCAGGACAUGGUCAAAAACACAGUCGAGCUUUCUCCAUCUUUGAUUGCGUCCAUUUCUGCUAUAGAUACAAUCAAACAGCAUUUAGUGAUGCCAGGUCCCGACAACGCCGCCUACGUUCUCUUCACUUCCGGUUCAACUGGUAAGCCAAAGGGUGUCAUUAUCGAACAUAAGGCCAUCUCCGCGGCGCUCCUCAGGCAAAGUGAAGCCUUCUCAAUUAACGACGACGUGAGGAUGCUUCAAUUUGCUAACUAUGUCUUCGACGGCUCUAUCUUUGAAAUAUUUAACCCACUAAUCAUGGGUGCUACUGUUUGUGUACCGACUGAGCAUGAACGUUUGCACAACGCUGCAGCCUUUACACGUGGUGCUCGCAUCAAUUAUGCGGUCCUGACUCCUACAUUCAUCAAGACUCUAUCUCCGGAACAAAUUCCUGGAAUGAAGUCUAUCGUCCUCGCAGGCGAGGCUCCUUCUAGAGAGAUCAUCGAGUUUUGGGUCAACGAGGUAGAUCUGCACAACGGUUAUGGUCCAGCAGAAGGUUGCAUUGGUUCGACUAUUUUCACCUACUCAUCAACCUCGACAGCUUCAGCUACCACCCUCGGCCGCAGCUUUGCACAUGGUCUCUGGGUUGUUGACCCUGAUAAUCAUGACCAACUUAUGCCAAUCGGCUGCGUUGGUGAGCUAUUACUACAAGGUUCAUCGCUGGCUCGUGGCUACAUCAACGACGAAAAGAAAACUAGACAAUCAUUUAUUGAAGAAGUCAAAUGGUUGCCAUCUAAUGUUGACGUGGGAGAGCGCCGCUUCUAUAAGACCGGUGACUUGGUCCGCUAUGUUUCAGACGGCUCCAUCGAGUAUCUCGGCCGCAAGGAUACUCAAGUCAAGAUCCGUGGUCAACGUAUCGAACUUGGCGAGAUUGAGUACCACAUCAAGCGUUCCGACACAGCCAUUGAGCACGCCGUAGUCGACAUCACUCGAAAAGAUGGCCGCGAUUCGCUCUUCGCCUUCAUAUGCUUCAACUCACAGCAAGAGACAGAGAGUGCUUCCAAGGAGAUUCACCUCACAGAGCUGACUGAAGAGCUUUACGAAACGUUCUCUGGUAUUGUCACUAGCAUCAGCUCUUCACUGCCUAGCCACAUGAUUCCCAAGUACUUCAUACCUGUUGACCACAUGCCUCAUAAUGCUGCUGGCAAAUUGGAUCGAAAGAUGCUCCUCGAGUCUAUAACCAACCUCACGACUGACGAUCUUUCGAAGUACCUCGCUGUCCAACGUGUACCUUUCCGCGACUGCUCGAACGAUGUUGAAUUCUGGAUUCGACACCAAUGGGCCACUACACUUGACCUUCCCGAUGAUACCAUUGGUGUGGACGACAACUUCUAUAGCCUCGGUGGUGACUCCAUCCGCAUUGUGACCAUUUCUAAGGCUAUCCUCAGCCAGUAUGGUGUUUCCCUUGGUAUGUCCCUCCUCAACUCGAAGCACACCACGAUUACAAAUAUGGCCAAGCACAUCGACAAUGAACUCGCCGGACAAGAAAAGGAGCAAUUAAGCAGUAUCGACUUCAAUGCUGAAAUUUCGUCUCUCUCUCGCUCUUUAUUGGAUACUGGUGCCCUCAAUGUUGCCGCCCAUCCUAAAACCGAUCUGCCUGACCAAGCUGUUGUCUUCCUCACUGGUGCUACAGGUUUCCUCGGUCAAGAGAUCCUCAGACAACUCAUCUCCAACGAUGCCAUUGCUUCAAUCAUAACUCUCGUACGAUCCAAGUCCGUCGACCACGGCCUAGACCGUAUCCGCGAGACUGCCAAGAUUGCUGGCUGGUGGCGUGAAGAUUACACGAGUAAGAUCGAGAUCUGGUGUGGUGACUUGGCCAAGAAGCGAAUAGGUCUUAGCAAUGAGCAAUGGGCACGCCUAGCCGGCCAGUCUAACAACAAUGUCGAUGCCAUCAUCCACAACGGUGCCAUCGUAAACUGGAAUGCCGACUAUGACAAGAUGCGUGCUGCCAAUGUUGACUCCACUAUCGAUCUCCUCAAGGCUGCUGUCAACUCUUCUGCUUCUACCAAGUUUGUCUUCGUCUCCGGUGGUAUCAAGUCGGAUCCUACUCAAGAUCGCGCUCUUCUCGCGCAGUAUCUCGGUCAUACCACUGGUUACAGUCAGACCAAAUUUGUUUCCGAGGGCGUUAUUCAAGAGGUUAUCAAUACUCUCCCCGAUGAUCAGAACCGUGUUUCUACUCUCAAACCCGGCCGCAUCAUUGGAUCGCCUGAGACUGGUGUAGCCAACGUGGAUGAUAUGCUGUGGCGUGUUGUUUCUACCGCUGCAUCCCUUCGCGCCUAUCCUUCAGAGCCGGAAGAGCAUUGGCUCUCUGUUGUUGACGUUACUACUGUUGCAUCAUCUGUGCUCAGCCAAUUAUACACAAAGGAAAGCAUCGCACCCUUCGUCGGUGUCAAUGGUGGUAUGCCGGCCACAGUCUUCUGGGACCUCAUUAACAAGGAGCUUGAAGUUCCUUGCGAGCCUCUUCCUUCGGAGGAAUGGACUCACCGAGCCUUGGAAUCAAUGAACCAAAUUGGCGACAAGCAUCCCCUAUGGCCUGUGCAGCACUUCCUUGGUAAUCUUGGCCUUGUUCGGUCUGCCGAAGAAAUUGAAGUCGAGGGGGUUGAACAUGAGCAGUGGCACAUGGCUGUUAAAAUGAGCAUGCGCUAUCUGAUGGAAAUUGGCUUCAUUCAGUCGUCUACUGACGGUUUUGCUAAGCCUCGUCGCGCUGGUACCUUCCAGCGUAUACAUGGUUAA
Trichoderma breve is the source of this 62400-nucleotide messenger RNA. Its product is annotated as condensation domain-containing protein. Gene Ontology annotation, cellular component: cytoplasm. Lineage: Eukaryota; Fungi; Ascomycota; Sordariomycetes; Hypocreales; Hypocreaceae. The record is from RefSeq and is a predicted model, not a curated record. Gene Ontology annotation, biological process: secondary metabolite biosynthetic process; amino acid activation for nonribosomal peptide biosynthetic process. Gene Ontology annotation, molecular function: phosphopantetheine binding; acyltransferase activity. The transcript is spliced from 6 exons. Bases 1 to 62400 code for a protein of 20799 amino acids.